Molecule: messenger RNA, 52341 nt
Organism: Pelobates cultripes (western spadefoot toad)
Lineage: Eukaryota; Metazoa; Chordata; Amphibia; Anura; Pelobatidae
Source: the annotation of a GenBank genome assembly
UUCCAAUGCUGACACUAGGUGAGUACCAGCUACAUGUAAUGACGCCUCUUCUCCAUCCUUCAUCAGCAACACAUUACAUCAUCCACUGUCUGCACACAGCCCGGAGCAUCAGCCCUAUACACAGCAACAUCAGCAUCCACAGCCCUAUACACAGCAACCACAGCAUCAACAGCCCUAUACACAGCAUCAACAGCCCUAUACAGAGCAUCCACAGCAUCAACAGCCCUAUACAGAGCAUCCACAGCAUCAACAGCAUUUCUACCCAGAACCCAGAGCAGCAUCAUCAGCCCUAUACACAGCAUCAGCAGCAAUCCUAUCCAGAGCAUCAGCCUUAUACACAGCAUCAACCCUGCACCCCCAUUUACCCCCUCUGACCCCCUGCACACCCUCUGACACCCUGCACACAAAUUGGACCUACCUGAUCCCCCACCCUGCACCCACCUUCCCAGCAGGAGCCCCGACCAUGGCAGAGAGUGAAGCAGAGACCCCCAGCACCCCUGGGGAGUUUGAGAGCAAGUAUUUUGAGUUCAAUGGCAUCAGGCUCCCCCCUUUCUGCAGGGGGAAGAUGGAGGAGAUCUCUAAUUUCACAGUCAGGAAGAGUGAUAUCUGGAUUGUCACAUAUCCCAAAUCAGGUAAUGUACAAUGCUCAUAUAAUAAAUAUGUGAUGUAUAGCUACUAAAACUCAUGUAACAAAUAAGAGAGCUCCUGUAAUAUAUAAUAUAACUCCUGUAAUAUAUAAUAUAACUCAUGUAAUAUAGAGCUCCUGUAAUAUAUAAUAUAACUCCUGUAAUAUAUAAUAUAACUACUGUAAUAUAGAGCUCCUGGAAUAUAUAACUCAUGUAAUAUAUAAUAUAACUCAUGUAAUAUAGAGCUCCUAUAAUAUUGAAUAUAACUCCUGUAAUAUAGAGCUCAUGUAAUAUAUAAUAUAACUCCUGUAAUAUAUAACUCAUGUAAUAUAGAGCUCAUGUAAUAUAUAACAUUGCUCCUGUAAUAUAUAACUCAUGUAAUAUAGAGCUCCUGUAAUAUAUAACAGUGCUCCUGUAAUAUAACAUAUGAUCACUAUAUCCUAUAUACAGUGUGCUAUACAUUGUAUUGCCAUGUGUUACAUUGUAUAUUUGCUUGUGUCAGGUGUGCUGCAGUGUUUUAUGGACCCCCCUUGCAUGCAGACCCCCUGCCCUGCUCCUCUCUCCAUCCAUCCUCAUGUAAAGUUUAAUUAGCUCCUAUCUGAGCUGGGAUUACUGGCUCACACUAAUUGCAUUAUGGCAGAUUGUAAACAUAGGGAUCAGGGUGUAUGCAUUACAUAAUCCUCCAUCAAACUGGCUCCCCAGACAGUGACGUAAUCUUCCAUUAACCCUCUCACAGCUGGAGGGAGUCACAGCAUAUGGAACAUGCAUUGGCCAUGUAUGGUUAUGGACCAGCAGCCACAGAGAGAGAGAGACCUGCCAUUUACAAAUAAUGUAUCUGGCUUCCAGUGGCCUCUGAAUAUCCCUUUUAUUUAGUUAUAUGUAGAAUGGAAAUGUUUAUUACAUUGUUACAUGAUGUAUUUAUCACAGGUUCCAAAUAUCUCCCAGUGCUGCGCCUGGUAUAUUCUUAAUUCACAGCAGUGAUCUACAACCUGAUGGCAGGAUUAUGAGUACAGGCCCUAAAUCCUAUCUAACUAGUGAUUGCACCUUCCCUGGUUAAAUACUCUGAUUAUUGUGACUAUUGAAAUGUAGAAUACCUGUGGGGCUUUAUAUUAUAUCACGUUAAAGUGAUUUGUAUGUGAUUUGAAUAGUUGCGGGUGCUAUAUUGCUUUGAAUUAUAAAAUCUAUGGCAACUUAUGGGAACAAAACUAAAAAACUAGCUGGGCAGAUAACCGGUGAAGGAGGGGAAAGGGUUAACUAAGGGAAGGUACUGAAAUUGGGUUUUAUUCUGCAAAACAUUUGACACCACAACAGCAGCGGUUGUUGAACUGCAAAUCUCACGAUGCAGCCAUGCAGCCUUUGUUCAACCAAAUGUUGGCCGAGGCUGAUGGGAGUUGAUACUUUACAAAUGCUACUGAAGAUGUACCUGUUUUGUUUUGUUGUGAUUGGCUCAGGUAUGGCCCCGCUAUCUUUAAAUCGUACUUUAUUGUCAUUAUCAGUGAUUAUUAAUGCGUGUUGCAAUGUGUAGCUGUACCAGUAUCAAAGCUGCUCUGGAAAAGCCAGGAAUUUACCCGGGAAAGGAUGAAAUCUGAAUUCUCCAUUGCAAGGAGUAAUCUGUGAAUCAUUAGCAAUUUUAGCAGGAUUUUGGAGAAACAGUAUAGAGACAUGAUGCAGAUACCUCCUCCAAGUUUGCAGUCACUGGUUGCAAUAACGUAGUACUUGAUAGCAGAAACUGAAACAAAGAUUGUUGUACACCUGCAGUACAAGUUUGUUAUGUUCUAAGCCUGGACUGUAUGGUGAUGGUUUAUUCGGAAAUCUUUAAUAGAAAUUUAAAAUGAAACAGAUCAAGUUAAAUGGACACUAUAAUCACCAAAGCACCUUUAGCUUAAUGAAGGGGUUUUGGUGUAUAGAUUAUGUCUUUGCGGUCUUACUGCUCAAGUCUUUGCCAUUUAGGACUUAAAUAAUGUUGUUUAUACAGCCACAGUCACACCUCCCUGCAUGUGACUUGCACAACCUUCCUAAACACUUCCUGUAAACAGUCAUCUAAUGUUUACACUUCCUUUAUUGCAAAUUCUGUUUAAUUUAGAAUUUCUUAUCUCCUGCUCUGUUAAUAGCUGUCUACACUGAGCAGGAGCCUCCUGUGUGUGAUUAAAGUUCAAUUUACAGAGCAGGAGAUAAAAACGUUUAAAGUAAGUUACAUCUGAUUGAAAAAUGAAACCAUUUUUUUUAUGCAGGUUGCGUUAGUCACAGCCAGGGGAUUUGUGGCUAGAGCUGCAUAAACAGAAACAAAAGUGAUUUAACUCUUAAAUGGCAGAGAAUUGAGCAGUGAGACUGCAGGGGCAUGAUCUAUACACCAAAACUGCUUCAUUAAGCUAAAGUUGUUUUGGUGACUAUACUGUCCCUUUAAAAAAGGUUAAAGGAAACCUAUAGUGUAAAAAAUACCAAUCAUUAUUUCAGGACUAUAGGUUCCUUUCUGUCCACCCCCUUUGCAUCCAAAAAUAAAAGUAUAAAAGUGAUUACUCACGUCCUAUUCUAAAGUCGGGACUCCUCCCUUUACAGCCUCUAGUUCCACCUUCUGGGAUGUUGGUAUACGAGCUGAUAUCGCCAGUGAUCCCCUCAAAUCCGUUGCUUCCAUUACAGAAGCAAUGAUUGGAACUAUGCUGACGAACGCUGGUAUAACAGCUACCCGUUCGUCUAUUUUCUCCCGAACUGCCUGAGUGAUUAUAGCUCGCAGUUCGGGUGCUGAGUCAAACGAUUCUCCAUACGAAUGACAGUCUCCCAAGUAGAUUCACCCAGUAAAGUAGACAGUCACCCAAACAAAAACCAUAUUUUUCAUAAAACUUAAAAAGCACCCCAAAACCCAUAAAAUCCCCACACAUGCUAUAUCCCCUGAUAGCCCUGAUCUGGGUGACCAACAUAUCCAAAAAUCACCCAGAUCAGUUCAGGGGUUAUGGAAUUUUAUGAAAGUCCAAUUGUGACCGACCGCACACGAGGCUCCUGCCUAGAAAUAGUUCCAUGCAUUUAGGUUGUGCGGUCGGUCUAUUUCGACAAGUGUUUAAAAUUAAUAAAUGCACGAACUGCACCCCCUGGUUCGUGGGAACAAAACUACCGAACAGCGCUCUUCUGUUCGGGAAAAGGAGGCAGGGAUUCAUACAGUUUGAUCAGUGUUCGGGAAGUCGAGUGUCUGAUUUUAGUUCCAGACACUCUACGACCAAGUCCUGCUGCCUCCUUUCGUGUGAACAAGAUGGCUGCCGUUUUCUCCUGCACGUGGCGUUCGGCUAUAUGAACGGUGGCCCCACAGGGAGAGCACUUAAUUGAUUGUUCUCUUUGAAGAUAACGAGCCAGGGGGGUGGUUAGUGUUCGGCACUUCCCCUUCCUGAGACACAGGCACAGCUACUGCAGAACACCAAGCGGCCAAACAGGAAAUCAUAUGAAUGCCGUAAACAGCCGAAUAGGAAAAACCAUACGAAUAGGUUUACAUUCCUAGCAGUCGAACUGGAACAGCAUACAAUAAAUCCCCCCAAGAACGAGACAAAGCUCCGUGUUGAGGGUCAAGCAGCGAACAGUCAGAGCUGUGGGUUUAUUGUUUUUAUAUACACAUUAGUACCAUCCACAGGGUUUUGAAAAACAACCAAUAAACACAUACAAUACACUCAGACACUCCCACACAAAAUCCUCCCCUCUGCCUGUGAUACAAUUACCUUACACAAUGGGUAAUGUAAUUAUCACUGGCAGGGAAAAAUCUACGACCAAGUCCUGCUGCCUCCUUUCGUGUGAAAAAGAUGGCUGCCGUUUUCUCCUGCACGUUACGUUCGGCUAUACGAACGGCGGCCCCACAGGGAGAGCACUUAAUUGAUUGUUCUCUUUGAAGAUAAUGAGCCAGGGGGGUGGUUAGUGUUCGGUAGUUACAGCUACCGAAUGCAAAAAAGUAAAAUAACGAAAUAACAAUAUGCGUGGCCGACAGUCAAAUGCUGUUUUUAGCUGCAUUUAAUUCCCAAAGUUUUACUCAGUUUGGAGGUGACUCUAGUGGCUGUCAGUAUAAUAGAGAUGGUUUUCACCCUGCAAUGUAAUCAUAAUGUAAACAUUUUCAGAAUCAGCAUACUCCAAAUACAAACAUAUGUCAAAAUCAUCCAAAUUGGUCCCUUGGUUCAAAAGAUAGAUCGAAGUCCUUUGUGACCAAAUGAAGCAUGGCUUUUCUGCCCCAAACCAGUUCCACAGAGUCUUCUAUCCUGGAGAUAAUUGGGAAGUAAUCCAAUUAUCUCCAAGGACAGAGGCAAAACUCCAUUGAACACAUGGCAGCAAUAAAAAAAAGACAAUAAAAUACAUAAAAAUAUAUAACUGUGCAGCCAUUGCAUAAAACAGGAGACAUUCAACAUAUCCCCAGAUAGCUCAGAUCUGAGCGCACAUUAUUACUGAAUGGCACUCAGAGCACACACAUACAGUUCAAUUGCCAUGGAGCCAAAGUCUUUCCCAUAGUCUUUCAUUAUACGAAUGGGCUCCAUGGCAUAGCUAUCUGGGGUAUCACAAAACAGGGCCAGCACCGAAUGACCCGGCUUUUGUGUCUUCGCAGGGGAAAAUCAAGCAUUUCAACAUGGGGCCAUAGUCUAAAGGCAGCAGGCGGGCAACCAGGCUCCUCCAAUGCACAGUGGCGAGAUUGGUCUCGUCUCAGCGUAUUUUAUUAUUUUUCAAUUUUACUCAAAGCAAAUAACGUAUUUUAUUAGUAACAGUCAUUAAUAAACUACACUUUUACCUUAACUUAUUAAUUUGUGGCUAAUUUUAUGUAAUCUGGGGAUACAUAAAUCCCUGCCCCUGGCCAGCCCCUGUAAUGACUGUAGGUCAGGGCCAGAUUAAGAGCCCAGUGGGCCUGGUGCUGACAAAUAUGAGGGGCCUAAGUACAGAAUCUUAUCGACCAAAAACACGAAAACAGUCAUACCUCUCAAGCGUUAUGUGUCUGGUGGAGAUCUUGCCGGAUGGAAACUCAUAGGAUGCAGUCAUAAGAAAACUCAGUUUCUCUUAAAAUAUGCUAAUCUCUCUCUAAUUCAUGCUUUCAUCUUUCAAUUAAAUCCAUACCCCCUAACAGCAGUGUAGCAGGAAGUCAAUGGGCGGUGUAAAAGUGGGCCACUGACGCGGAUCAUGUAAACAGAACUUCCGAAAGGGACGAACAUGUGCAAAAAGGAGGCGUUUCUGCCCAAAAAAUUGGAAGGCAUGUCAGGCUAUCCGCCAAUCAUGCAUGCUGGCCAACAUCAUCCUGAGCUUGGCAUAAAUGCGUCUAAUGAUGCGCUCGCUUCAUGCUUUCUAAGGACUGUCCCCUAGCAUUCACAUGUCCACUUGUCUCCUUCCCUUCUUAAUAGAAGGCAGAAGCUCCUGGUAUACAGUCUGAGACAGAGAAAAGGUGGAUGUAGUGAGUGUAGAAGAAAGAACAUGCCACAGUGUUAGAGAGACCAAAGUCAGCAUUACCUAAACUAAUUCCAUUUCAGCUAGUCCACACAAGUUUUGUUUCCAUAUAUCCCUCUUAAGUUUCCAUACUUAAGCAAUAGUAUGUGAAUAGUAGUUAGGGUUGCCACCUUUCUUGGAAAAAAAUACAGGCCUAACAAAUUUGCAUAACUAAUUAUGUAUGCAUGACUUGAUGUUAAUCACAAGGAAUGAUAUAAGAGAAAAUUCUGUAAAAUCACCAAAAAACACAUACAGUUUGAUUCUGAUGUAUAGAUGGAUUGCUCCCAGUGCCCCUAGUGUCUGUGUCCCCAUGUCUCCCAGUGUCCCCAUGUCACUAGGGGACACUGUGAGACAUGGGGACACUGGUAGACCUGGGGACACAGACUAUGUAUUACAGUGUCCCUAUGUAUCACAGUGUCUCAGUGCCCCAUGUCUCCUAGUGUCCCCAAGUGUCUGUGUUACCAUGUCCCUCAGUGUCCCCAUGUCACUAGGGGACACAGAGACAUGGGUACACAGGGAGACACUAGGGACACUGAGAUACUGGGAGACAUGGGGACACAGACACCAGGGACACUGGCUGGGAGACAUGGGGACACAGACACCAGGGACACUGGCUGGGAGACAUGGGGACACAGACACCAGGGACACUGGCUGGGAGACAUGGGGACACAGACACCAGGGACACUGGCUGCGAGACAUGGGGACACUGAGACACUUGGGGACAUUGUGUCCCUAGUGUCUCAGUGUCCCCAUGUCUCCCAGCGUUCCCUAGUGUCUCAGUGUUCCAGUGUCUCAGUGUCCCCAUGUGUCUGUGUCACCAUGUCUAAGUGUCCCUAUCUGUGUCUGUCCCCGUGUCUCCAAGUGUCUCAGCAUCCCCAGAGGUCUCCCUGUGUCUCUGUCUCACAGUGUCCCCUAUUGUCUCAGUGUCCCCAUGUCUCCCUGCAGCCUUUACCCUAUCACUCACUUCCCUGAGUCGUAGGCUGUCUCUGCAGGCCGGGAGCUGCUGACUGGACUCUCUGUGAUGUGUAGCUGCUCCCCGCGGAUCAGUAGAGAGAUGCAGGUAUAUGCUUUAACUUCCUAUCCCUACCUCUCUCCACACACACAGCGACCCCUAUUGGCCGAUGCUGGUAUUGCAGAGUAAUCUCUGUUUAUAUUGAGAAAAAUACUGGCAUUUGUAUUGCCAGUAUUACUGUAAUAUCGGCACCGGCCAGGCAGCUUCAAAUAAAUACCUGCCAGGUGGCAACCCUUAGAGAUUUUUUUUAAAUCAAUGGACCUAUUCCGUGGGCCUGGGCCUGGAGCUGCAGCCCCAUCAGCCCCUAUGUUAAUCUGGCCCUGCUGUAGGUAUUCAGUGUGUGACUACUUACCAUGCUGUAGGGAUAACAAUGCCCAGCACACAGUGAGUGGCCCCUGCCCUGCACAGCAGAUUACAAUUUGCCGCAGUUCACGGUGUUAGCGAGUAGAUGCCUCCUAGCUAACCAUAUCAUGGCAGUGUCCAGAUUUGGCAGAUGGUAUGCUAACGGAGAUGCUCCAAAUUUAUUUUACUGUUUUUAGCACAUUUGUACGGCGCACUAUAAUAGCAAUGCAAUAAAAAAUAAAAAUAAACCUGAAUAAAAUGGCAAAUAAUAAAAUACACUUUUACCACAUUGCAUUAUCUAAAACACCGACAUGUUUUACAUCAUAGGGUUAAAAUGACAGGACCACUGUACCCAGACCACUUCAUCGAUUCAUUGAGAUAUAGCAUUGAGAUACUUCAUUGAGGUACAGCAAUGAGAUACUUCACUGGGAUACAUUGACAUACAUCAUUGAGAUACUUCAUUGGGAUACAGCAAUGGAUACAGCAUUGAGAUACUUCAUUGGGAUACAGCAUUGAGAUACAGCAUUGAGAUACUUCACUGGGAUACAGCAUUGAGAUACUUCACUUGGAUACAUUGACAUACAUCAUUGAGAUACUUCACUGGGAUACAGCAUUGAGAUACUUCACUGGGAUACAGCAUUGAGAUACAGCAUUGAGAUACUUCACUGGGAUACAGCAUUGAGAUACUUCAUUGGGAUACAGCAAUGGAUGCAGCAUUGAGAUGCAGCAUUGAGGUACAGAAUUGAGAUAUAUCACUGAGAUACAUUGACAUACAUCAUUGAGAUACGUCAUUGACAUACAGCAUUGACAUAGAGCAUUGAGAUACAGCAUUAAGAUACUUCAUUGAGGUACAUCAUUGAGAUAUAUCAUGGAGAUACUUUACUGAGAUACAGUAUUGAGAUACAGCAUUGCGAUAUUUCAUUGAUAUACAGCAUUGAGAUACAGUAUUGAGAUAUGUCAUUAUGAUACAGCAUUGAGAUACUUCACUGAGAUACAGCAUUGAGGUACAGCAUUGAGAUAAAGCAUUGAGAUACAGCAUUGAGAUACAGCAUUGAGAUACAGCAUUGAGAUACAGCAUUGAGAUAAAGCAUUGAGGUACAGCAUUGAGAUAAAGCAUUGAGGUACAGCAUUGAGAUACAGCAUUGAAGUACAGCAUUGAGAUAUAGCGUUGAGAUACAGCAUUGAGGUACAGCAUUGAGGUACAGCAUUGAUAUACAUUGAGAUACAGCAUUGAGAUAUAUUGAGAUACAGCAAUGAGAUAUAGCGUUGAGAUACAUUGAGAUACAGCAAUGAGAUAUAGCGUUGAGAUACAUUGAGAUACAGCUGUGACAGACCGCUGGCACUCCGACUGAGUACCUCCGCCAAUCGAUGCUCCUAGUGCUCGCUGAGGAAUCCAAGCACUCCAACCGACACCAUCAGCACUGCAGACCCCUCUUCCAGCGAUGCAAUUGCGCCGGGGUCUCUGCUGUCUCCACCCACCCUGGACCCAAGGCCAGGAUCCAGCUUCCAGUGGGUGAACCUCUCUUUCCCCAGAGAGCAGGAACAAGCUCUUAGCAGAACUUAGUGAUCAUACCAUCACAUUCACAUAAAAAUUAUAUAUUCACAAUCAAUCCAUUCAGGGAAACAACAUAUCAAAAAAUGGCAUGAAUCAGACCAGGGGUUCAGAAGUUAGCAAAGUAUCUUUUGGGGCCUGGCUGGCAGCAUGGCUAUCUGGCCCAAACCGGUUUUACAGAGCCCUCUAGCAUGGAGACAAUGGGGAAAGUAAUCCAAUGAUCCAGGGAUAGAAGCAGACUCCAUUGAGCACAUGUUCCCAGUAAAACACAAAAGGAUACAAAAAUACAUAACUCCUAACAUACUGAAUUGAACGGGCCAAAUCUCCCAGGGUCCAUAGUCACAGGGUAAGAGGCGGGCAAGCAGUCCUCUCCAGGCACAAGUGGCGAAGGGCACUUCGUCACAACAGCAUUGAGAUAUAUUGAGAUACAGCAUUGAGAUAUAUUGAGAUACAGCAUUGAGAUGCAUUGAGAUACAUUGAGAUACAGCAUUGAGAUACAGCAUUGAGAUAUAUUGAGAUACAGCAUUGAGAUGCAUUGAGGUACAACAUUGAUAUACAUUGAGAUACAGCAUUGAGAUAUAUUGAGAUACAGCAAUGAGAUAUAGCGUUGAGAUACAUUGAGAUACAGCAAUGAGAUAUAGCGUUGAGAUACAGCAUUGAGAUAUAUUGAGAUACAGCAUUGAGAUACAUUGAGAUACAGCAUUGAGAUAUAUUGAGAUACAGCAUUGAGAUACAUUGAGUUACAGCAUUGAGUUGCAUUGAGAUACAGCAUUGAGAUACAUCAUUGAUAUACAUUGAGAUACAGCAUUGAGAUAUAUUGAGAUACAGCAAUGAGAUAUAGCGUUGAGAUACAUUGAGAUACAGCAAUGAGAUAUAGCGUUGAGAUAUAUUGAGAUACAGCAUUGAGAUACAUUGAGAUACAGCAUUGAGAUACAGCAUUGAGAUACAGCGUUGAUAUACAUUGAGAUACAGCAUUGAGAUACAGCAUUGAGAUACAGCGUUGAUAUACAUUGAGAUACAGCGUUGAGAUACAGCGUUGAUAUACAUUGAGAUACAGCGUUGAGAUACAGCAUUGAGAUACAGUGUUGAUAUACAUUGAGAUACAGCAUUGAGUUGCAUUGAGAUACAUUGAGAUACAGCAUUGAGAUACAGCGUUGAUAUACAUUCGAUACAGCGUUGAGAUACAGCAUUGAGAUACAGCAUUGAGAUACAACGUUGAUAUACAUUGAGAUACUUCAUUGAGAUACAGCGUUGAGAUACAGCAUUGAGAUACAGCAUUAAGAUACAGUGUUGAUAUACAUUGAGAUACAGCAUUGAGAUACAGCGUUGAUAUACAUUGAGAUACAGCGUUGAGAUACAGCAUUGAGAUACAGCGUUGAUAUACAUUGAGAUACAGCGUUGAGAUACAGCAUUGAGAUACAGCGUUGAUAUACAUUGAGAUACAACAUUGAGAUCCUUCAUUGAGAUACAGCGUUGAGAUACAGCGUUGAUAUACAUUGAGAUACAGCGUUGAGAUACAGCAUUGAGAUACAGCAUUGAUAUACAUUGAGAUACAGCGUUGAGAUAUAGCGUUGAGAUACAGCAUUGAGAUACAACAUUGAGAUACUUCAUUGAGAUACAGCGUUGAGAUACUUCAUUGAGAUACAGCGUUGAGAUACAGCGUUGAGAUACAGCAUUGAUAUACAUUGAGAUACAUUGAGAUAUAAGGGCGGACUGACUACUCGGGCAGAUUGGUCAUGGACGAGGGCCCGGGGCAGUCAGGGGCCUGGCUGGAUUAACAACCAUACCCUCAGAGAUCUCCCCAGCCCGAGAGGAACCAUUACAGCAUUGAGGUCGGCCCUAAAGCUGAGUAAGACCUGGCAGCAAUCCUGCUCUCUGGGUCAGGUCUCCUCCAUGCUCUCCCUGUGCGGAGCUCGGUGUGAGGGGAGGGGGCGGAGCUCGGUGUGAGGGGAGGGGGCGGAGUUUGAUGUGAGGGGAGAGGGCGGAGCUCGGUGUGAGGGGAGGAGGCAGAGCUCGAUGUGAGGGGAGGGGGCGGAGCUCGGUGUGAGGGGAGGAGGCGGAGCUCGGUGUGAGAGGAAGUGACAUCACUUCCUGUCUCCUCCUCUCCUGCUGAGUGGCUGAAGCUAAGGUGCCGCCUUGCAGAAACAGCAGGUAUGUAAAUUCCCCAUAUAAAAAGUAAUAAAAAAAGGAAAUAUCGAAGAUAAUUGCUCAAAAUCACCAGGUGUGUCACUCCAAACCACACCGAGUGCAACAACUUGAAUAUAGUAAAUAAUAUGGUGAGAGCAUAUAAAGUGGUGAAUAAAAUAAUCGUGGAUAAAAUAUAUAAAACAUGCAAUUUACCAUGUAUUUGUGUACAUCCUAAAAAUAUAAAACACAAUACAUAGUAUAGCCUGUAGAAAAUAAAUGAAUAAUAAUGAAGAAAAAUAACCCACUCACAUGGUGCUGAGCCGUUAGCAAGUGGCUCAGACUAUAAGCGCCUUUUCCAAUAUAUUGGAGAUCAAAUGCUGGAACCCAAAUAGAGAUGUCCGCUGUAGAAUCACUACUUCCCUUUAAAUAGCCCAAAUAGACGCCAAAUAGAGGGGUGGAUACAGGAACAAAUAUCUCUAAUGGUUAACAUAAGAAUACAGCAUAAACUGAAUCUCCGAUAAAAAGUCAGCUGCAGCUACACAGAUACAUGGUAAAUUGCAUGUUUUAUGUAAAUUCCCCAUGGCAUCCAGCAUCCAUCUCCCUUGCCCCCCCCUCCACCCACUUCAGCGCCCACUUCAGCCCUCACCCAUCUCCCCUUGCACCCACUUCAGCUCCCACCCAUCUCACCCAGCACCCACAUAAGCCCCACCUAUCUCCCCAGCACCCACUUCAGCUUCCACCCAUCUCCCCAGCACCCACUUCAGACCCCACCCAUUUCCCCUAGCACCCACCUCAGCCCCCAUCCCCCUCAGCCCCCACCCAUCUCCCCCAGCACCCACCUCAGCCCCCAGCACCCACCUAUCCCACCCUUCACCCGCAGCGCCUAUCUCAGCAUACUGCAGCCUUUAUAUCCCCCACACAGUAGAGCUUCUAUUAUCCAUGCAAACACACACUAUAGCCCCAGUAUUCCACAGACGCCUACUACAGCCCAUAUCCCACACACAUACAAUAGCCCCGACCAUACACACUGCAACCAACCAGUCGUCUCCAGCCACAUACUACACUGCAAACAGACUCAUACGCACACACAAACCCACCAGGAGCCCUUACUGUAUGCACACAAUUCCACAGACAGCUUCGCCGACACAUGGAAAAACCACAAGCAGCCUCCCUACGGAUACUAAUUACAAGCAGCAUCCCCACCAUCGCAAUACUGCAUACAGCCUCCUUACACACACACACAUUUAUUACAACCAUUAAAAUAUUCUGCAGCACAGUACAACAGGUAAAAGAAUACAAACAAAUCUAACACAACACGUUGACAUACAGGAACACAACAUCACAAGCAGCUGCCCACACACUGAACCCCACAAGUAGUCUACAAACUUGUAUGGACUUGUAUGAUUAAAAACAAAUAUUGGGGACGUUGCUUGUGAUGUUACCAGCAAACACAGAGGAAGUGUAUAAUUACAUUGGCUUAAUUUUUUUAUUUUAGUGGGGAUGAGGGGGGCGAGGCAUGCCAGUAAGGGUUACUCCAUUCAAAAAUCGUGUUUUAUUAAAACACUGUUUUUGGUUGGAUUAACUUCUCAAAAGCAAAUCUGAUCCUGUUUGGAGGCCUCGCAGGUAGGAGUCAUAACUGUGUGGUUUUCACACAGCCAUUAUGGGUGCAGGGCAGCAUGCAUAUAAUAUCUGUGUGAAAGCCACACAAAGAAGGGAGGAGAGUAGCAAAAGCCAAAAAACUUUGCCCCAGAAGGGGUCCCUUGGUCUCCCAUUGCCCAAGGGCCCUGUGAGUUGUUAGGUCGCCCCUGUUGAGAUACAUCAUUGAGAUGAAGUGGUUUGGGUGACCAUUAUAGGUGAUAUUUUCAAUCUUUUAUUCAAUGGUGUAAUUUCAUAUCCUUCCAUAUUUUGGAGCAUCCAUCAGCUCUAGGUUACUCUAGAUAUUGGGCAUGUGGGAUAGAACUUUUUUUAUUCUGCUAUGUAAACACAUUUGACCUUCUGAUCAUUCUUUCACAUCACAAAAGAGCGCAGCGCUGGUGAAUAUAACCUAGAAUCCUAUGCAGAGCGCAGCAUUGGUAAAUAUAACCUAGAAUCCUAUGCAGAACCCAGCGUUGGUUGUAGCGGAUGGCAUUGGGCUGUCCUGAAAACUACAUGUAUUUUAAUGUAUUUGGUUAAAUUGUAUCUAUGUAUGUGAAACUGUAUGCAGCAUUCGCCUGAUUGUUCGGUAGAAUCACUCUAAGCAUUAUGCGAAUGAAACUACUGAACAGUCAGACCACCCCAGUGGGAAGUGUGCCUCCAAUUACCAGCUGCAACAAUGUUGCGAACGGGUAAUUGGCAAUCUGUGCAGUAGGUCCUUUGUUCGCAGGGUGGCCGCCAUUCGGGAGACGAACGCGUGGCGGCGGCCAUUUUAAAACUCCCGAACAGCGGUGUUUUGCCGUUGAGUGUCUGGAACCCAAAUCGGACACUCGGCUAGGCAAAGACCGCUGAGACCUCCACACUGCCCUUAAGUUCGUAUCCAAACUACCGAACAGCCACCCGUUCGGUAGAAAGAAACAACCGAACAAGGGGAUUCAUGCGAACCCUCCCUAGUCUCUAUAGCCCAAGCCUUUCGUUCCAUUUAUUCCCUUCUUUUGUGACCGACCGCAGGGCCCCAUCUUAUGGAACCAAUUUCAGCUGUUCCCUCCAGCGCGGUCGGUCUUUUUAUUACCUCCACAGAUUUCCCGAACCCCUGGUCCGAUCUGGGUGAUUUUUGGAUAUGUCUCUCACCCAGAUCAGAGCUACCAGGGGAUGUAACAUUUAAAGGGGUACCCCUAGGUUUAGGGGUACAUCCAGAAACUCAGGGAAUUUGUGUGCUGUAUAAGGGGAUUAUGAGUCAGGCUUAGGGGAGGAGAUAUGUGGGAGGUUACUCAGGUAUGAUUGAACACUGUACUAAUGACUGUAAAUCCCUCCCUUGCAUGGGAGAAUGCUUUAUAAGGCCACUGUGUGAAUAAAAGUUUAGUUCUGCUCCUGAUGCUGUGUGUCGUCCAGUCAUUAGGAUUGCUGUUGGGAUAUUGUUGGAUUAUUUUGCCUGCUGGAAACCUUGCCUUAUGGAUUUACAAUACUUGUUCCUGAGCCUCACUGGGAUCUUAAGCGGAGAUAACCUGUGGAAUACUAGCUCUCCGCUACAUUGGUAAAUAUAACCUAUAAUUCUACGCAGAGCGCAGCGUUGGUAAAUGUAACCUAGAUUCCUACACAGAGCGCAGCGUUGGUAAAUGUAACCUAGAAUCCUACACAGAGCGCAGCGUUGGUAAAUGUAACCUAGAAUCCUACACAGAUUGCAGCGUUGGUAAAUAUAACCUAGAAUCCUACACAGAGCGCAGCGUUGGUAAAUGUAACCUAGAAUCCUACACAGAGCGCAGCGUUGGUAAAUGUAACCUAGAUUCCUACACAGAGCGCAGCGUUGGUAAAUGUAACCUAGAAUUCUAAACAGAGCGCAGCGUUGGUAAAUAUAACCUAGAUUCCUACACAGAGCGCAGCGUUGGUAAAUGUAACCUAGAUUCCUACACAGAGCGCAGCGUUGUUAAAUGUAACCUAGAUUCCUACACAGAGCGCAGCGUUGGUAAAUGUAACCUAGAUUCCUACACAGAGCGCAGCGUUGGUAAAUAUAACCUAGAUUCCUACACAGAGCGCAGCGUUGGUAAAUGUAACCUAGAAUUCUACACAGAGCGCAGCGUUGGUAAAUGUAACCUAGAAUCCUACACAGAGCGUAGCGUUGGUAAAUGUAACCUAGAAUCCUACACAGAGCGCAGCGUUGGUAAAUGUAACCUAGAAUCCUACACAGAGCGCAGCGUUGGUAAAUGUAACCUAGAAUCCUACACAGAGCGCAGCGUUGGUAAAUAUAACCUAGAAUCCUACACAGAGCGCAGCGUUGGUAAAUAUAACCUAGAUUCCUGCACAGAGCGCAGCGUUGUUAAAUGUAACCUAGAAUCCUACGCAGAGCGCAGCGUUGGUAAAUGUAACCUAGAAUCCUACACAGAGCGCAGCGUUGGUAAAUAUAACCUAGAAUUCUACGCAGAGCGCAGCGUUGGUAAAUGUAACCUAGAAUCCUACACAGAGCGCAGCGUUGGUAAAUAUAACCUAGAAUUCUACACAGAGCGCAGCGUUGGUAAAUAUAACCUAGAAUCCUACACAGAGCGCAGCGUUGGUAAAUGUAACCUAGAAUCCUACACAGAGCGCAGCGUUGGUAAAUGUAACCUAGAUUCCUACACAGAGCGCAGCGUUGGUAAAUGUAACCUAGAAUUCUAAACAGAGCGCAGCGUUGGUAAAUAUAACCUAGAUUCCUACACAGAGCGCAGCGUUGUUAAAUGUAACCUAGAUUCCUACACAGAGCGCAGCGUUGGUAAAUGUAACCUAGAAUCCUACACAGAGCGCAGCGUUGGUAAAUGUAACCUAGAUUCCUACACAGAGCGCAGCGUUGGUAAAUGUAACCUAGAUUCCUACACAGAGCGCAGCGUUGGUAAAUGUAACCUAGAAUUCUAAACAGAGCGCAGCGUUGGUAAAUAUAACCUAGAUUCCUACACAGAGCGCAGCGUUGUUAAAUGUAACCUAGAUUCCUACACAGAGCGCAGCGUUGGUAAAUGUAACCUAGGAUUCUACACAGAGCGCAGCGUUGGUAAAUGUAACCUAGAAUCCUACACAGAGCGCAAUGUUGGUAUGGUAGUUCUAAAAUAAGCUCUUUUGUAUAGUUUGAAAAUCAUCUUUGAACAGGAUGUGAAUGUUUUUAAGACAGUUAUCUGAUGUUGUCAGAAACCCUUUUAAUAAAUCAAUAGAAGCCACGAAAUUCCAUGCGCACAUUAAAUUAAAGCUCAAAUCAUUUCCUGCUUUCAGAGGCUGCUUAAUUUAGUAUCAUUUUCAGCGUUGGGUUUCUGUAUAGUGGCCUCUUGUUCUGUAUAAUGCCUGUGUCUGUGAAUAGAAAUGCUAAGCUUCUCCGAUACACACUCAUGUACAAAAUAUCUAAUAAUGAUGGCCAUGUUACUAAGACAAUGGGCGUAAUAUAAUAAAUUAUACUUCAGCAGAUUUCUAACUAUUUUUUAAAAAUAUGAAAAUAAACACAUUUUAAUAAAAGUGAAUACACUGCCAUCUCCUUUCGGCUAAUUGGCUGAGAGGUUCACUAAUAACGUUAUGAAAGCUAAUUAAAUUACGCUAAUUUCUGACACUGUUUUUAUGUAUUGCUCUAUAACGUGAAUUAAGGUUUGUUCUAAAUAGUCAGCUGCAGUGAACUGAAAUAAUUUUACAAUUUCUACCUGGAACAAUAUACUCCCCUUUGUUUGUUGCCCUUGUCCUUUAGAUUGUAAGCUAGCUUGCCCAAGGCCCUCACUAGCUCCUAUCCCUGUAAGUGAAAUGCCUUGUGAAUCCUUUGUACAGGUUAUUGUUAAUCAACAAUAACACAGGGUAGCACUCCUUGCACGCAUUGGGGUAUAACUGUAUAACAAGCAAUUCUGGUGCAAAUUUCUAAAAAAUGUUUUACUGGUUUCCAUGGAGACUGCUCUACUAUGUCCCAGAAUGACUCUUUAUACAUAAACAUAAUUCUAUAAUAACUGCAACUCUGUAACUUCACAGCUAUCGUGACCACACAUGGAGAUAAUAAUUCCCCUAUAAUUAACUGCCUUGUUCUGUAUAUCUAAUGGCAGACGUUCCUAAUACCGGGGUCUUUAAUGCUUCAGUUUUUGUGAGUGAUCUCUCGUGUGCAGUUACAAUAUGUGUCCCUGCUUCCUCAGGCACAAGUCUGUUGCAGGAAGUGGUGUAUCUGGUGAGCCAGGGGGCCGACCCGGAUGAAAUCGGACUGAUGAACAUUGAUGAACAGCUCCCAGUAUUGGAGUACCCACAACCUGGUCUGGAUAUCAUAAAGGUAAGUGUUCAUUUACUGGAAUUAUAAAUGAUUUUCAGACAUGAGAGUGUUUUGAAUACAGGAAACAUAUCGCACCACAACAUUCUGUUCUCUUCAGUCAUUUCAGUGGAAUCUUACCUUCUAAAUGCUCAAUUUCACUGCUUCCUCUUGGGUUUCACUGUUUAACAAUGGGGUGACAACAAACAACUUCAGGGGUCCAGGGGCCAGCACAGGAGAUUAACGAAAAGUCAUAUGAUAAGGGGGGGAAGUUGAUUGACGAAUGGACACAGUAAGAAAAAGGAGCUGAACACAGAAGGGAAAUGAGUUCAUAGUUAAAGGAACACUCAAGACCCCUACCAGGAUUUAGCUUGCUGACUUGCUUUAUGUGUGAAGAUUGUGUCCUCUUUUUUCAAUUUCUAAAAAUUGCAGAUUUCAAUAGUAAUUAAGACUUUUAUAAAUUAAUCUAGUUACACCCUCCUGGCUGUCAAUCAGACACCCAGUCCUGUUAUUCCCUGGUUUAGGUAGCUCAGUGGAGAUCAACUCAAGAGGCAGCAAUUGCCCAGAACACCUGCCUUGCAAAGACUUCUCAUUCAGCUGCAUUGGGAAGCCUGUGAUUAUUAUUAUUAUUAUUAAAUUUAUAUAGCGCCAUAAAUUCCGCAGCGCUUUACAACGCAUGCUUAAAGGACCACUAUAGUGCCAGGAAAACAUACUCGUUUUCCUGGCACUAUAGUGCCCUGAGGGUGCCCCCACCCUCAGGGACCCCCUCCCGCCCGGCUCUGGAAGGGGGAAAGGGUUAAAAACUUACCUUUUUCCAGCGCUGGGCGGGGAGCUCUCCUCCUCCGAUCCUCCUCCGUUCCUCCUCCUGGGCUGAAUGCGCCCGCGUAGCGGCAAGAGCUUUCCUAUGGGCGCUUGCGUGCUCUCACUGAAAUCACGAGUGAAAGCCGCAUGGCGCCUCUGGUGGCUGUCAAUGAGACAGCCACUAGAGAAUGAGGAAGGCAACCCAUUCAUAAACAUAGCAGUUUCUCUGAAACUAAACUGGUUAGGGGGAAGGCUUAACCCAUUCAUAAACAUAGCAGUUUCUCUGAAACUGCUAUGUUUAUAAAAAAAUGGGUUAACCCUAGAAGGACCUGGCACCCAGACCACUUCAUUAAGCUGAAGUGGUCUGGGUGCCUAGAGUGGUCCUUUAAACUCCUUUACUGUGUUAACCUCUACCACUUCAGCUGGAAGGCUAUUCCAUGCAUCCACUCUCAGUAAAGUAAUACUUCCUGAUAUUAUUUUUAAACCUUUGUCCCUCUAAUUUAAGACUAUGUCCUCUUGUUGUGGUAGUUUUUUUAAAAUAUAGUCUCCUCCUUUACUGUGUUGAUUCCCUUUAUAUAUUUAAAUGUUUCUCUCAUAUCCCCCGUCUCGUCUUUCCUCCAAACUAUACAUGUUAAGAUCCUUUAACCUUUCCUGGUAAGUUUUAUCCCGCAAUCCAUGAACCAGUUUAGUAGCCCUUCUCUGAACCCUCUCUAAGGUAUCAAUAUCCUUCUGAAGAUACGGUCUCAGUACUGUGUACAAUACUCCAAGUGAGGUCUCACCAGUGUUCUGUACAAUGGCAUUAGCACUUCCCUCUUUCUACUGCUAAUACCUCUCCCUAUACAACCAAGCAUUCUGCUAGCAUUUCCUGCUGCUCUAUUACAUUGUCUGCCUACCUUUAAGUCAUCAGAAAUAAUCACCCCUAAAUCCCUUUCCUCAAUUGUUGAGGUUAGGACUCUAUCAAAUAUUCUGUACUCUGCCCUUGGGUUUUUACGUCCAAGAUGCAUUAUCUUGCACUUAUCCACAUUAAAUGUCAGUUGCCACAAUUCUGACCAUUUUUCUAGUUUACCUAAAUCAUUUGUCAUUUGGCUUAUCCCUCCUGGAACAUCAACCCUGUUACAUAUCUUAGUAUCAUCAGCAAAAGACAUACCUUACCAUCAAGACCUUCUGCAAUAUCACUAAUAAAAAUAUUAAAGAGAAUGGGUCAAGUACAGAUCCCUGAGGUACCCCACUAGUGACAAGUCCAAGCUUCGAAUAUAUUCCAUUAACUACAACCCUCUGUUGCCUGUCACUCAGCCACUGCCUUACCCAUUCAACAAUAUUGGAAUCCAAACUUAAAGAUUGCAGUUUAUUGAUAAGCCUUCUAUGUGCAACAGUGUCAAAAGCCUUACUGAAAUCUAGGUAAGCAAUGUCUACUGCACCACCCUGAUCUAUAAUUUUAGUUACCCAAUCAAAAAUCAAUAAGAUUAGUUUGGCAUGAUCUCCCUGAAGUAAACCCAUGUUGUCUCUGAUCUUGAAAUCCAUGUGUUUUUAGAUGUUCAUCAAUCCUAUCCUUUAACAUGGUUUCCAUCACUUUCCCCACUACUGAAGUAAGGCUUACUGAAUAUGUGUGCUCCUGGCACAAGUAGCUAAUUUUAUUAAAGGACACGGAGGCUCUUAUUAGGCUUUCCUCUUUCUUUAUUCCUCAGCAGCAAAGAAAGCUAAGGUGUUUAUUUGUAGAAAAAAAGGAAAAAGAAACAUGUAUAACUACCCUCACAGGGUUAACAUUACAUCAUUAUCUCCUAUCCAAUAGGAGCAGUCCUUCUCUGAUAUCCUUUCCUGUAACCUCCUCCUCUUCCUCUUUCUUUGCUGCUGCCUCAGCUAAGUAACACUUUGUUUUUUCUCUUAACUGUCAUUUGUACUUAUAUAUGUGUGUAUGACUUUAUUUUAAAUUAUGCCUGUUUUUGUGACCUGACUUAAACUCAGCAGAACGCAUUGUGCGUUUGGUGUACACCCCCCCCCUUCAAGCUAACCCUCCGUGGGGGGGCCCCUUUCCCACAUUGUCCCGCCGGUACCCCGCCCCCCCGCGGGGAUACCGGCUCCACACUUGCCACUGGGUAGUUUAUUACCCCCCUCAUCGGUCACGCGGCGCAGGGAACCCUCGAGGACCGGACCGGCUCUCUCUCCCGGCGGAGGGUUCCCCCGCCGCGGCCUCUCGUUCGUGAGCGCCGCGCGCGCAUGCGCGGCCCAUACUGGCGCCCAUCUUAAAGGGGCGGCACUAGGAAAAAUUUUGCCGCUCUUUUUCUCCCUCAGCUCGUUCAGCCCACUGCAGGGCGCGAGCUGAUUGGUUUGUUUGCUGUACUGUUAGCUUGCCAGUGAUCCCAGGAGCCAUUCCUGAGGGAACACUCGGUAAGCUAACAGUACAUUCUGUGCUUGUUGUCCUGCUGCCUUGUCUCUUGCCUGUUUUAGUAGCUCAUUACUGACACAUCAGGUAGCCAUAUACAUAAUCCUGUCUUUUAAACCUAUGAUGCAGACCCCUGAGGCUUUUUCUGCCCCUGGCACCAGUGAUAAAGGUGAUACUAAGGCCCAGCACGGGCCCUCCGUGGCUGAACCCAUAUCCCUGCAUAGGGACAUGGUGGCCCCUCUGGAGCAAUUGGACUCUGAGGAGUUCCACUCGCUCCUGGACGCCACCAUGUCAAAAUCAGUUACCCAAGCUAUCUUUACCGCCAUGGGGGUUAUGUCGGAUAACUUGUCACACUCUAUUUCGAGUGCCAUUAAGGCGUCUAACCCCAGCAUGACUCAAGCCAGGGCCGCAGAGGGGGAACCUUUAAGCAGAGAGGGCCGUAAGGCCAUUAGUAAAACCCACAAUGUGGGAACGCAUGCCUCCAAAACUAGACUGACGGACAGGGUACGUCCUGUCGCACCUGAGGUCGUGGGGCCCCCACGAAAACGAGCCACCCGCCGGGCAAAAGCGGCGCGGACAUGGAAGAGGGCAAAAGCCCUGUCAGAUUCUUCCGACACUGAUUCGGAUAGUGAGGAGGUUUUGAACGGGUCGGACCAAGCCGACUCAGAGGAAUGGGAGUUUUCCUCCCCGGACCAGAGUCCGACACGCACUCCAGCCAACCCCGUGCAUGACACGGCGGAUGAAACCACUAUUCUGGACCCUCAGGGCGAACCUCUGUUCGACCCAGACACCUUACAAAACCCGAGAUCGGCGGAGUGGUAUCCAACCGAUCAUGUAGCACGAUACAUAGCGGCCAGAAUCCGCAAACCUUUGGAUAAGGCCACCAGGCAGAAACUACGGGCUGAAUGCCCACGCCCGACUGUGCCUGACAUGGCCUGUGCUACACCUGAUAUCGACCCCAAAAUAGCACAGUUCUUGGGUAAGUCUGGCUGGAAGGCGAAGAAGGGACUUGAUUACUCCCUACGCCACUGCCAAGAUAAAGUGCUGGAUACAUUGGGCCCUAGUGCCAAGAUUUUUGAAUUGGUCGAAGCGGCCUUAAAUGAGGGAACGCCUCUUGAUUUACUAGCCAUUAGAGGCUGGGCCCAACGGUCGAUCUGCCUCAUCGGCAACGCUAACGCUGCACUGGCCACAGAAAGGCGCAAAACUAUUUUAAUGAAAAUCGAGCCCAAGCUAAUUAACAUGGCUCUCACCGAACCGGGACCGCAAGCCAAGGGUCUCCUGUUCGGUGACAACUUUGUCAAAGAAUUGGGAAUGUAUGUGAGCACCUUUACGGCCCUAGACAAGGCACAGACAAAUAUAAAAAGAGUGUUCUCUCCCAGAGUUUUUGGUGGGGCCGGCAGACACCGGGGCCGUCUGCCCGGCCGUUCUUCCCGCGGUUCCUACCGGGGAUACAGAGGUCCCGCCACGGCUAGAUUCCAGCCGCCAGAGAGCCGUACGCCCUCACCCUUCUUCCCGGUCAGGGCCAGACCAUGGCAACCUCGAGGACCCAGAGGCAACUCGUACAGCCGCCGACCUUAUGGUAAGUGUAUUACCUCCCCCCCUCCCGGGUGUACCGACUGUGGGGGCAGACUGUUACACUUUGUAGAGUCCUGGCAACAGCUGACUGCGGACGUAUGGGUCCUCAACACCAUCAGGGGUUACCACAUAGAGUUUGUGCGAACCCCGGUCCAAACACACAGACCACACCGCAUAGUUUUCUCCACGCAAGACAAGGGAUUGGUGAGCGAGGAGAUUCGCACCCUCCAAGCGAAGGGCGCCAUAUACCAGGUCCCUUCACCAUCCCCUGGGUUCAUGAGCAAUCUGUUUCUGGUACCCAAGAAGGGCGGCGGGGUACGCCCAGUCAUCAACUUGCGGCCACUAAACGCAUUUGUGCGGUACCACCAUUUCAAAAUGGAGGGUAUCCACUGCCUGCGAGACCUGCUCAGGUUAGGGGACUGGAUGGUGAAGCUGGACCUCCAAGAUGCAUAUCUUACAAUCCCCAUUGCGGAAGAGUGCCACCACCUGCUCCAAUUCCAAUGGGAAGCGACAAUGUGGCGAUUCCGCUGCCUUCCCUUUGGUCUCUCAUUGGCCCCUUGGUGCUUCACCAAGCUGCUGAAGCCUGUGGUCGCCUUUCUACGCAGCAGAGGCGUCCGGAUGAUCAUUUAUCUGGACGAUAUGCUGAUCAUGGCGCACGAAGCCCGUCAAUUACAACAGCACCUGACAUGGGCAGUGACACUGCUACAGAAUCUAGGAUUUCUCAUCAACUGGGAGAAAUCGGUGCUUACCCCGUCCCAGAACAUGGAAUUCUUGGGUUUUCACAUAGAUGCGACUACCGGUACGCUCAGCUUACCAACGGACAAAGUAAAACUCAUCAAAAAGGAGAUCCGCAGAACACUCAAGAGGCCGGUACUGACACUCCGACAACUAGCCAGAGUAAUCGGACUCCUCUCAGCCUCCAUUCAGGCAAUAUUCCCGGGGCCACUACACUACAGGGCCCUACAGCGUCUAAAGGCCACACAAUUACGCUCAGGGCAUGCGUACUCCGACUCUGUACCACUCGACUACGAAGCCAAACAGGAACUCACAUGGUGGCUGCUACACAUGGAGGCGUGGAACGGCAGAGCAAUAUUCGGGUCUGCCCCGGACUUCAUCGUAGAGUCCGAUGCGAGCACGCACGGUUGGGGAGCGCGCUGCGGGCCUACCUCCACCGGAGGAACCUGGUCGUGCGCAGAGAAAAAAUUACACAUCAACGGUUUGGAACUCAUGGCGGGAUCUUUCGCACUGAAGAGCCUCCUCGGGGGCAUAACCAAUUGCUCCAUCGUCCUACGCAUGGACAACAUUUCCGCAGUCCGCUACAUCAACCACCUCGGUGGCACGAGAUCGAAGAUACUGGCGGACCUGGCCAAGGAGUUCUGGCAACACUGCCUGGAACACAACAUCUCGGUCCAAGCGGAAUACAUCCCGGGUAUGUCCAACGUGGUAGCGGAUUGGCAUUCCAGACACAUACAAGACGCCAGCGACUGGCGGCUGGACCGCGAGGUGUUCUUACAGCUUCAAGCGCUCUGGGGCCCGAUGCAAAUCGAUCUGUUCGCAUCCCGGCUGAACUCACAACUGCCAACGUUCUUCAGUUGGAGACCAGACCCAGAUGCACUAGCAGCGGACGCUUUUCUCCAACACUGGCCGAACAGCCGAUUAUAUGCCUUCCCUCCGUUCUCCCUCAUAGCUCGCACGAUAGUACAUCUGAGACGUACUCAAGCGACCCUGGUCCUCAUAACUCCGUUUUGGACAACCCAACCGUGGUUCCCGACCCUAAUGGAAAUGUCCAUGGACUUCCCGAGACGACUUCCGGACCCCUGGUUCCUUUUAUCAGACCCAGAGGGCAACCCACAUCCCCUCAUGACCCAGGGGCGUCUCAAAUUCUUAGCGUGGCUCCUUUCAGGGGACCCUGGAGCAUACCGGACGUUCCACAGGACACUGUCGAACUACUGGCGGGAGCCUGGGCACCUGGAACUAGACGCUCCUACCUCUAUGCCUGGAACGGAUGGGCUAGUUGGUGCAUGGAACAACAAAUGGAUCCCGUACGUGCUCCUGUAAGUUAUCUGUUGAGGUUCCUCACCAACCUACAUAAUCAAGGAUUGGCCUACCGGACCAUCAACGUCUAUAGAUCAGCAAUCUCGGCAGGGCACCAAGGUAUAGAGGGAACCCCGAUGGGUCAGCAACUUCUGGUAUGCCGUCUCCUGAGGGGAAUUCGUUUUGCCCGCCCACCACAACCCCGAUACUCGUCAUUGUGGGACGUCAACUCAGUGCUGACGCUGUUAGAGUCCUGGCCUCAAAACAAGGCACUUACGCUCAAACAACUGUCAGCGAAGCUCACCAUGCUCCUCUGCCUGCUAUCUUGCAAGAGGGUGUCAGACGUUAGAGCACUGGACGUUGAUGCACGCUCCUUUACUCCCACAGGAGUCUCGUUCAACAUCUCCAGGCGUACAAAAUCGUCAAUUACAUCAGUCUCAUACCCUUCGUUCCCACACAACGAGAAGCUCUGUCCAGUACACUGCCUACGAGAAUAUGAGAAACGAACCUCGGAAUUCAGGAAAUCAACACAUCCGGAAUUGUUUCUGGCCAUCAGACAACCACAUCAACCUGUCUCCACGGUAACCCUCGCCCGCUGGGUGAAAUGGAUAAUGACGCUAGCUCACAUAGAUACCUCCGUAUAUGGCGCACACUCUACUAGAGGAGCCAUGGCAUCCAAAGCGUUCACGUUAGGUUGUAGAUUAGAAGACCUCAUGAGAACGGCAGACUGGUCCAGGGAAUUGACGUUUAAAGAAUAUUACUUUCGGCAAACAGAGCACGUGUCGAGCCUGGUUAUUUCACAGCUUUGAACUAGCCUAAUAAGAGCCUCCGUGUCCUUUAAUAAAAUUACCAGAUUUUACUAAUUACAUGACGUAAAGUCAUGAUUUUAUAAAGGACACGGAGGCGAGUAUUAGCCCACCCGGAACAGAUACACAAGUUGUGUAUCCCAACCCAGGUACGUACUAAGUAUUUUGGUAGAAAGAGUUCACUUUUUUCCUUCUUCACGUAAGUGGUUCUUGGUAAUACAUAACGUGGUUGACUAUGACAGAUUUGGUUAAACAUAACGGUUUCAUAAACAGCUCAAGUUUGAUACAUAAGAGUAAAACGACAAUAGUUGGCAAGGACACGCUUUACCACUAUUUUCUUUGUUUUUACAGCGUGAACAAUCCUACAACUCCUAGGAUGGACGACGAGUUCGAGUUCAAGGGGAUCAGUUCUGGAGGUCUCCAAUGUUUAUUCCCCAUGGAGGAGUUCACGGUCAAGUUCAAUGUUCAACUGUUUUUUCUGUUUAGGUUAGGUUCGACCGAGUGGAUAGUUACUUGGUACAAACACGAACUUUAACUUCGGCAACAUUAAGAAAGAGGAAGAGGAGGAGGUUACAGGAAAGGAUAUCAGAGAAGGACUGCUCCUAUUGGAUAGGAGAUAAUGAUGUAAUGUUAACCCUGUGAGGGUAGUUAUACAUGUUUCUUUUUCCUUUUUUUCUACAAAUAAACACCUUAGCUUUCUUUGCUGCUGAGGAAUAAAGAAAGAGGAAAGCCUAAUACUCGCCUCCGUGUCCUUUAUAAAAUCAUGACUUUACGUCAUGUAAUUAGUAAAAUCUGGUAAUUUUGUUUUCCAAUUUACAUCAGGAAGAUUAAAGUCACCCAUGAUGAUAACUUCCCCCUUCAUUGUCAUUUUAGCUAUUUCCUCAACUAGUAGAUUAUCUAACUCUUCAAUUUGUCCUGGGGGCCUAUAAAUCACACCUACACGAGUUACUGUGUGAUUACCAAAUUCUAACGUAGCCCAAACGGACUCUCUUUGCCUCACUAACUUUUAUUAGGCUAGAUUUUAUGCUAUCCUUCACAUACAAGGCCACCCCUCCCCCUUUCUUGUCUUCCCUAUAUAAAGAGUACCCUGGUAUUGCUAUGUCCCAGUCAUUUUUCUCAUUGUACCAUGUCUCAGUAACAGCGACUAAAUCUACACUAUCAGUUGCCAUUAUUGCCACAAGUUCAUGGAUCUUAUUCCCUAAACUGCGAGCAUUUGUAGACAUGACUCUAAGCUUAUAAUUUUUUAACACACUUGCUACAGGCACCUUCUGUCCUUGUUUUGGGGGACAAUUGGAUUGAUGUUUUAUCACCCUUUUGCCCCCCCCCUCCUAGUUUAAAUACAUCCUAGCAAAACCUCUGAACUGCUCACUGAGAACAUUUGUUCCCUUUUGAGAAAGAUGCAAACCAUCUUUUUUGUACAGCUUAUAUCCAUUCCAAACAGAGCUACCAUGAGAAAUAAAGCCAAAUCCUUGCUCCCGACACCAUUCACCAAGCCACAAAUUAAAGUCCCUAAUACGCAUCCGCCUGUCGUUCUGAGUGUUAUGCACAGGCAGAACUUCAGAGAAUGACAGUGUGGAAGCAACCUGCCGUAUAUCAUUGGCAAAAACACUAAAAACUUCCUUAACCUCUGAAACCUCAUUGCAAGCCAAGUCAUUUGUCCCUAGAUGGACAAGUACAUCCAAUUCCCCUUCCUGCUUUGCUUGCUUAACAAUAUUACAGAUACGUCUCCUGUCUCUGUGAGCAGUAGCUCCGGGAAGACACCUCACAAGACCACCAUUGUCCAUCUCCACACCUCUUAUAAUGGAAUCCCCAACAACAACUGCUUUCUAUUAGGCCUCACCAUAGUCUCCAAGCCGGUCUCCACAACACCACUAGUCUCAGUGCCUCUCUCCACAACACCACUAGCCUCAGUGCCUCUCUCCACAACACCACUAGCCUCAGUGCCUCUCUCCACAACACCACUAGCCUCAGUGCCUCUCUCCACAACACCACUAGCCUCAGUGCCUCUCUCCACAACACCACUAGCCUCAGUGCCUCUCUCCACAACACCACUAGCCUCAGUGCCUCUCUCCACAACACCACUAGUCUUAGUGCCUCUCUCCACAACACCACUAGCUUCAGUGCCUCUCUCCACAAUACCACUAGUCUUAGUGCCUCUCUCCACAACACCAUUACACUCUGAAAGUGCAGAAAAUGAAUUAUGAAGAGCAACAGACUGUGCAAAAUGCUUUUUAUCCACGACUCAGUCUACCAGAUCCUACAGUAAUCCAUCUGCCUUUCCUAGUAUGUCUCUGCGGCAGUGGCUUUGCAGCAGUUCCAGUCUGAGUUUGUUCACCAGAUAAUUUACAAAUCUCAGACUUCAAAAAUACAAUCUCCUGCCGCAAGAUAGAGAACUGUCUACAGAUUAGACAACAACCACACCUCCAAAAAGUGGAACGUGAAACAAAUGCAUAGCAAUUAUUACACUGAACUAAGUCUGCCAUUCCAAUGAGGAGAAUAAUUUAAAUCAAACGAAUCUUAACUUUUUAUUUAUCCUCCUGAAUACCUCAGAUUACCCCCAGGUUAUAUCCAGAAUAUCUCCAACUACACACUUAGAAACAGCACUCUCCAGAAUAUCUCCAACUUCACACUUAGAAACAGCACUCUCCAGAAUAUCUCCAACUACACACUUAGAAACAGCACUGCUCAGUGAGUUUACAUGUUAGAGGGAUGCACAUGUAACUUUGUGCGUGACUGCCUGUAACUGACUGUGUGUGUAACUGCCUGCAACUGUGUGUGUGUGUGGCUGUAACUAUGUGUAUGACUGUCUGCCUGUGACCAUGUGUGUGACUGUAUAUGUGACUGUCUGCCUGUAACAGUGUGCGUGACUGUGUGUAACUGCUUGUAACUAACUGUGUGUGUGUAACUCUCUACCUGUAACUGUGUGUAUGACUGCCUGUGACUAUAUGUGUGAAUGUCUGCAUGUGACUGUGUGCGUGUGACUGUCUGCCUGUAACUGUGUAUGACUGCCUGUGACUAUAUGUGUGACUGUCUGCAUGUGACUGUGUGCGUGUCACUGUCUGCCUGUAACUGUGUGUGACUCUGCCUGUAACUGUGUGUAUGACUGCCUGUGACUAUAUGUGUGACUGUCUGAAUUUGACUGUGUGCGUGUGACUGUCUGCUUGUAACUGUGUGUGACUGUCUGCCUGUAACUGUGUGUGAGGGGGUGCAGGGAUUUUGUAGAAGGGGGCAGGGGUUUUAAAAAGUUUACAAAUUUGUUCAAUACAUUUUUUUUAAAAAUGUAAAAAUUAUAACACAUUUUAAAAAUUUAGUAGGUUUUUUUUUUUGGGAGAAGGGGGGGUAGAGGGGGGCUGCCAAACCCAGAACACGCCCCAGGUGCCACAUGCCCUAGGUACGCCCCUGCAAGGGGACACUGGGAGACAUGGAGACACAGACAUUUGGUAACACUGGGAGAAAUGGGGUCACAGACACUAGGGACACAGAUACUGGGAGACAUGGGGUCACAGAUAUUUAGGGAAACUAAGACAAUAGGGACACUGAGAGCCAUGGGGACACAGACACUGGGAGACUAGGGGACACUGGGACACUAGGGACACUGGCUGGGAGGCUUUGGGACACUGGAAGACAUGGGGGCACUUGUGGACAUAGACAUGGGGACACUGAGAGACAUGGGGACACAGACAUUUGGGGACACUGGGAGACAUGGGACACUAGGGACUCAGAGACAUGGGGACAAAGACACUGGUAGACAUGGGGUCGCAUACACUAGGGACAAAGAGACAUGGGGACACAGACACUGGGAGACAUGGGGACACAGACAUUUGGGGAAACUAAGACACCAGGGACACAGAGACAUGGGAACACAGACACUGGGAGAUUCGGGGACACAGAGACAUGGGUACACUGAGACACUGACUGGGAGGCAUGGGGACACAGACACUUGUGAGCAUAGACAUGGGGACACUGGGAGACAUGGGGACACUAGGGACACAGAGACAUGGGGACACAGACACUAGGGACACUGGCUGGGAGAUAUAGGGAUACUGGGAGACAUGGGGACACUGAGACAUUGACUGGGAGACAUGGAGACACUGUGUCCCUAGUGUCUCAAUGUGUCUACCUAUGUCUCACAGCGUCCCCAUGUCUCACAGCAUCCCCAUGUCUCACAGUGUCCCCUAGUGUCUCAGUGUCCCCUAGUGUCUCAGUGUCCUCAUGUCUCCCUGCUGCCUUUUCCCCAAUACUUCACAUACCUGAGCUGUAGUCUGUCUCUGCAGGCUGGGAGCUGCUGUCUGGACUCUCUGUGAUGUGUAACUGCUCCCCCGCGGAUCAGGGAGUAGAGAGAGGCAGGGAGAUGCUGUAGCUUCAUAUCCCUGCCCCUCUCCAUACACAGUGACCCCUACUGGCCGGUGCUGGUAUUGCAGAGUAAUCUUUGUGACAGACUAUCCAGAAAUGUAAUAAUGAGCUUGGAGUGGGCAGGUAUCAGACUUUGUUACAGAAGUACAGGGGCUGGAAAGUUUGGAAAUCAGGCUGUGGAAGAAAGGUAUGUGAGGGUCAGAAUGGCCUGCAAUAAAGCUGAGGGAGGGGGAUAUGCACAAAUUUGAAAGGGUUAGACGAGGAGGACUUGAAUGGGCUGCAGACAAGAAACUGCAGUUUUUACAAGCUGUUUAAAAAAAAACAAAAACAAAAAAACCUAAUCAAUUGCAUGCAUGUUUUAAUUGGGAGGUAUAGAUGUAUAGAUACUAUAUAGUGAUUUAAAAAUAUAUAUUAUUAUUUAGGCAGUGGUGUGUUCCUUUAAAGACAUAACUGCAUAUCGUGUAGAUUAAGGAAAAUAAUAGGCACAUAUAGUUAUAAGUGUCCAUCAUAAACCUUUACUACUCUUCAUGUACUAUCUUCGCCGAAAGAGCUAUAGUCUCGCUACCGGGUUUCUAACAGAAAGUAAGUUGAGGGAUUUCAAUUAGAAGUAAAUCAUUUUCUCAGUAAGGAAUAGAGCAGUGACACAAUGUGUCUGGUUAAUAUUCUUACCACAUUGUAUCCAUAGUAAAAAAAAAGGAAUUAUAUAUAUUUAACAAUACAUUCAUUUGUCAUUUAGGAGCUGACAUCUCCCCGUCUUAUCAAGAGUCACCUCCCGUACCCAUUCCUGCCUUCGGAUCUACACAAUGGAAAUUCCAAGGUAACACUGAGCUAUCUGACGGUAAUUACCACGCUGUGAAUUAAUAUACUAUAUUUGCUUCAUAAAGUGUGUUAUUUUUGUACUUUUAGGUUAUAUAUAUGGCUCGUAACCCCAAGGACCUUGUGGUGUCUUACUAUCAGUUCCACCGCUCUUUGAGGACCAUGAGUUAUAGAGGAACCUUCCAGGAGUUUUGUAGGCGAUUCAUGAAUGACAAGUGUAAGAAUCUAAUUAUUGUAUAUGUAUGGGGUCACUGAAAAUAUCUCUGAAAUGAACUUGAACUAAUUUAAUUAAUGUGUUUAAUGAUGGUUUCAUUUUUAAUUCAUUUUUAAAUUUAAUACAAGAGGUUUGUCAGAUCUAAACGUUCCUUUUGGUUCCAUAUUUCUGAACCUGUUAUAGGGCAGAUUAUAAACACGUUAAAGGAUAUGUAAUAUGCAACCAAUUACAGAGCUCCCGACAGUCCCGAUUUCACUGGGACAAUGCCUAUUUCAGGGUCCUGUCACAAUAACCGGACUUUGUUCCCUGGAGUUUUUUUCCUGCUUUUGUGGACACCAGGGGAUUGUCCCAAGUAUUUGUAACGCAAGCACAUUGUUUUACGUGCUCACACUAUUUAAAGGCACUAGUGCCAAACAGAAUGCGCUGAAACGGCACUCUCUACAUAGUCCACCCUUAGUGGGCUGGCCAGUGUUAUUUACAGUAGCCGUCUGGUGUUCAGUCAUGCCAGCCUGUUCUGCUUGUUUUUUGGCGGGGUCAGUGAUGCGAUUCUUGUCACUGGCAGCUCCCCGUCACACUGCCCACCUGUGUCCCGUUUCAUGGAACGUCAAUUUUGUGGGUUAUGUAAUUAGCAUAAGGAGGCCAGGUGUCUUAUGGGAAACAAAAUGUCCCCAUGCCAAGACAUGUGACAUAAAUGCAAAUGUUAUUAAAGGAGAACUGUUGUAAGCAUGUUUUAUUAUAGUAUUAUUAACAGUUACAUGCCACCUUUGUGUGUAUUAUAUUGGAAUGUGUUUAUAUAAGUAAGGCAGUCAACUCCCGGCUUACAGUCCCUCUGUAUAGGUGGCCAUCUUUAAUUCCUCUUUGGUCAGAAUCACGCUAUAUCUGACCAAACAUCAUGCAGGUAAUGGAAAGCUAGUGAGCUUUAAAUGUUGACCUCAUUAGCAAGUGGAGGAUAUUUAAAAAUGCUUUCUGAGUAUAAAUCAUACAAAAUGUGCACAGUCUUUGUCAGAUAAGUGGAAUUUAUGAUUAAAGAGGUCUUAAAGAUGGCUGCCCCCUCAGAGCCCUGAAAAUAUUUAUUUUUAUUUUUAUAUAUUUACUGCAAAAUAAUACACAGUUGCUCUGUUACAUGUAAUCAAAAUAAUUGUUGCAAUAAUAAAAAAAUGACAGUUUUUCCUUUACAAACUCUUACAUAGCAAUUGCGUUUGAUAAAUAUUAUCUUCAUAAAUAGACAAUUUUUAUGCUUUGUUGAACAAUGUGAUCAGUUUGUUAGGUAAAAGGUGAACCAUAACUAUGAUUUAAUUUCUAUAACUCGGUUAAACCUGGUUUUAAUAUUUGUGUACACAGUAGGUUAUGGGUCAUGGUUUGAACAUGUCCAGGAAUUUUGGGAUCACCACUUGGAUUCCAAUGUACUUUUCCUAAAGUAUGAAGACAUGCACAAGGUGAGAACCAACCCUCAAACUACCCUGUGACUCUGUCAAUGUCAAACACGCCAUUUAGUUGGUUUUCCACCAUUUGAAAUCCCUCCUAAUUUACAUACUCACCCCUCACUCUUUAAUUCUACCACCUCAGGGCAUUUAAGGCAGGGCUUGUCUGCACCUCAAAGUACAGUAAGAAGCAGAGAGUUGAGCACAGACCAGGAGAGGGAAUAAUUAGGCAAGACGACACAAAGCAAAGUUUACAGUAAUGAAAAAAAAUUCCUUAAUGAUUAAUAUAUAUCUAUAAUUAUUUGACAAUUUAAAGAAUAGUUAUAUUUCAAACAGAUUUUAUAUAGCGAGUGCAAAGCACUUUAGAAUUUAAAGGCACACUGUAGAAACUAUAAACAUUUUAUCUAAUUGAAGUAGUUAUGGUGCCUGGAGUCCUGUGGUGUUGCUCCUUCAUUCAGCUUGAAACCAUUUUCGAGCGGUUUAACACUAAAUGAGGGUCCCUGGCCACCCAAAGUCCGGCCCCAACAAGAGGCGUGGCUAAGGCAGAGAUUACACACUUCCUUCUAGCCAUACCAAUUCAUACCAACAAUGGGCCCUGCAAUAGGCUGAAGGCGGUCAGAUGACACUCUCUGCCAAUCACAACCACUCCAUUGCUGUUCAGGCUAAUGCUUCCUCAUUAGCCCGAGCAGUAUAGAGGGGAUGGGCAGCUGAGGACUCUCUUUAAUAUAAAAAAAUUUAAAAUGGUUAAGAGUUGAAUAGAAGGAAAGAAACAAGGAACUCCAGACUUUAGAACUAGUUCAAUGAUAUGAAGUUACUGUUCCUACAGUGUCCAUUUAAGGAACACUCUGGUUACCAACAUAACCCAAAAGUUGUGGUUUUCUCCUUCCUCAAAUCUCUUCAGUUUUGUUUAAACCCCUUUCCCCUAAAAUGAAAAAAGGUUUUGAAUCUUUCUGCAGCUUUCUUACACAAAGCAACAUCUUUAUUAGAUGUGUUCUGGGUAGGGACUCAGAUUGUGUUGUUAUUAGUACUUAGUAUUUCAAAGCUAUUCUAUAUGGGGUACAAAUAAAGAGCACAGUGAUUGGCUGUGGAGUGAUUUCAGCAGCUCAGCUCCUCGGUACGUAAUGAAACUACAUAUAAUAAUGAUCUGUAUAAUGGCAUCUCUACUAUUAUUUAGAUGUCUAAUUCUUUAUUGUCAUCAGCAAUUGUCCCAUUCAUAUUUAAUCUGGGUCAGUUUAAUUAAGAUUUAUAGUCAUGUGACUAUAGAAGGUUGCAAAAGACUUUGUUACCAUAGCAGCAGAUACUGAGAUACAGAGAAACAGGCCCGGCCCUGAAUAAAUUGACUGAGAUUUUAGAUAAAAAAAAAUUACAUGGCAGGUAUAUUGAGAUUAAUUGUACACUUCACCUCAACAAUUCAAUUUAAAAAAUAGUGGAAUAAUUAAAAAUGUAUGUUCACUCAUAACUGAAUGUUAUUAAAUGUUUUACAGUAUAAUAAAUUAAUGUCUAAUAAUUGAAGAUUAUGCUAGCUUUAGUGUACCUAUAAUCUUAAUUUUAGUAAUGACAGGAGGCGAGUAUUUUGCAUUAAACUCUCUUUACUAACUCACACAGCAGUAAAGAAAAGUGAAAACAUUAACCAAUCAAAAUGCAAUAGGAAGCAUAGUAUUCACAGAGAUAAGGCUCCUCCCCCUCUUUCUAAUGCGACAUCAUGAAUACAGGUCCAAAGAGUCCAAAGUUCCAUAACAGGCGCCAACGGGCGAUAAUCCAAAAUGAAGGUUGAACAGGCGAAGUCGUCAAGGAGUCGGUCCUGAUAAUGAGCUGUAAAGCCACGGAAUUACACUGAAAGAGAACGUGACAUAGGUUAGGAACCGAUCUGGAGACUAAUUGAAUUAAAGGUAACAGCCCAUGAUUAGUUACAGUAAUAACAUAUAACUGAAAAUAACAAUAACAGAAUACCACGUAUGAGAAAAUGAUCAAGGCUAACGCCAAUAAAAGUCCAGAGUGAGCAAACACAAACAGAGACUGAAGCAUGCAGAGUCAAACAUACUUACGUGAGCCUUAUCUUCCAAGGGAGGGAUGGGCGGGAAAAUACUCGCCUCCUGUCAUUACUAAAAUUAAGAUUAUAGGUACACUAAAGCUAGCAUAAUCUUCAAUUUUACCACAUGACAGGAGGCUUCAUAUUUUGCAUUUUUAACGCUGAUGUAGGAGAGAUGAGGCUGCUCCCGAGUUCGGGCGGAAGUAAAAUGUCCGAAAGGUAGAUUCUCGCGACCAAUCCGCCGAGCGUCGGAUAUCUGUCAGAGAGGCACCCGCCGAGAAGGCCGAAGAAGCCGCCGCUCCGCGGACGGAGUGAGCUCCGAAAGUCUCGUCCACUCCUGCCAAUGAUAGAAUCCAUCUUAUCCACCUGGCGAGGGUAGUGACCGAGACUGGCACGUGUGGCCUAGCAUAAGAUACUAGCAGUUGACCCGAGGAGGAGACCCUGAGAGGGGAUGUGACCUCCACAUACCGACGUAGGGUAGCCACCACGCAGAGCUGUGGGUCAGAUGGGAAAAACGGAUAAAAGACCGACGUAGAGUCCGACUUCGUCCGACGUGAAACUCGAAAGGUAACUCCCUCUGGUGAGACCGAAAAGGCGUUGAAGUCGAAAGCACGGACGUCCGAGACCCGGCGGAACGAGACAAGGCAGAGUAGGAGCGUAAGUUUUGCCGAGAGUUGUCGUAGGGAUAGUCUGCCGUUGUCCGGCCAAUCCCUUAGGAAUUGUAGGACGACUUCGACGUCCCAUAAGCGAGAGUAUUUGGGUUGAGGGGGUCUCUGCAACCGAACGCCCCUCAGGAGUCUGCAGACCAUGGGGUCUUUGCCUACAGGGAUUCCCAUAACCGGGUCGUGCGCCGCCGAAAUCGCGGAUCGGACAACGUUGAGAGAGCGAUAAGACCGGCCCACGGAAAAAAGAAAGGAAAGAAAAUUCAAAAUGGCCGUCACAGGGGCAGUAAAGGGAUCGAUGUUCCGUUCACUGCACCAAGAGGACCAGGAAGACCAAGCUGAUAGGUAACAUCGCCUGGUACCUGGAGCCCAUGAGUCCCAAAUGAGAUCUCUAGCUGCCUGCGAUAACUCGCUGGUUUGCCAGGCACCCCUGAAAGAGUCCAAGCCACUAACACGAGACGGUCUUCCAGAACGAGAGGAUGAGGGUUGUCUUUCGGGUCCGUGAGGAGUGUUGGAUAGGAUGGUAUGAGGAGCGGAUCCAUGAAGGACGAUGCCAGGAGGUCCGGGAACCAGGGUUGGCUCUGCCAUAGGGGAGCUAUGAGGAGAAGAGACCCUCGUUGGGUCUUCAGGUACUGAAUCGUCCUUGCUAUCAUGGCGAACGGGGGAAAGGCGUAGGCUCCUCUGGGCGGCCAUGGUUGGAGGAAUGCGUCCACCGCCAUGCUCUCUGGGUCCGGGAGCCAGCUGAAGUAGUUGGGCGUCUGCUUGUUGGUGCGUGACGCAAACAGAUCCAGGUGAAGGGGACCCCUCCUGCGCGAUAGACACUGGAAGAUCUGCGGGUCCAGUCUCCAGUCGCUGCUGUCUCGCCAGUGGUGUGAGAACCAAUCUGCAGUCAGGUUCGUCUCUCCCGUGAGAUACUCUGCGAUGAGGGAGAUGUUGCGUGGUAGGCAGAAGUCGAAGAUCCGUUUCGUUAUUUCCGAGAGGAGUCGGGAUCGUGCACCUCCCAAGCUGUUGAUGUAGCGGACCGCAGAUAUGUUGUCCAUCCGGAGGAGAAUGCAACAGUUCGACUUGUUUCCUGUUAGGCUGCGGAUCGCGAACGAACCGGCCAGGAGUUCCAGACAAUUUAUGUGGAGGUUGAGGUCUUGGAAGCUCCAAGCACCUCCUGUCGACCUGCCUUUGCAAGUCGCGCCCCAGCCCCAGAGGCUCGCGUCUGAUUCCAGGACUGUGUCGGGUGAACUCCCGAAAAUGGCACGCCCGUUCCAUGCCUCCAUGCUGUCCAACCACCAGCUGAGUUCUUGUUUGACUUCCUCCGUCACUGGGAUGGUCUGAUCGUAGGAAGGGUUCUGGCGAAGGAAGGACGUCUUCAGGCGCUGCAUCGCUCUGUAGUGGAGCGGACCCGGGAAAAUUGCCUGGAUGGAAGCGGAUAGUAGGCCUACAAUUCGCGCCAAGGUGCGGAGUGGAAUGGAGUGGCAACGGAGGACCCGGCGGAGUUCCUUCUUGAUGGCUGUGAUUUUUGAAGUUGGCAGCCGUAGCGUGCUGGACGUGGAGUCUAUCUCGAAGCCCAAGAAUUGUAUGGUCUGGGCUGGAGAGAUUGCCGACUUCUGGUGAUUCACCACAAAUCCCAGGGACGUUAGGAAUCGGAUGGCAUAUUGCGUGUGUAGAGUCAGUCUGGAUUUGUCUGAGCAAAAGAGAAGCAGGUCGUCCAGGUAGAUAAUGCAACGAAUGCCUUGUGCUCGUAGAUGUGCAACUACCGGUUUUAGCAGCUUGGUGAAGCACCAUGGGGCUGAGCUGAGGCCGAAUGGAAGGCAUGUGAACUGCCACGGAAGGCCGUUCCAAUGAAACCUGAGGAACUGUCGGCAUGAGACGUGGACGGGUACUGACAAGUACGCGUCCUUGAGGUCCAAUCUCGUGAACCAGUCCCCGUCUUGAAGGAGGUCUCUUAGAAGGUGGAUGCCUUCCAUUUUGAAAUGUCGGUACAUCACGUAUGCGUUUAGCUGCCUUAGAUUUAUGACUGGUCUGAAUUCUCCCGUUUUCUUUUUGACCAGGAAGAUAUUGCUGAAGAAACCCCCUCCGUUUGGAGCGGAUUCGAUCGCCCCUUUCCUUCGGAGGUCCUGCAGUUCGCCGUCGAUGAGUCGGCGGUCCUCCGCUGAGCAUCGUGUAGCGUGUGGGGAAAUAGUCUGGCGCGGGAUGUCCACGAAAUCGAUGAUGUAUCCUCGCACCGUCUGGUGGAUCCAAGCGUCCGUGGAGAUGGUGGUCCAGGUCUGAAAAUAUAGAGCGAUACGACCAGCAGUACGAGGGGAAAAUGUUACGGGAUUCAAAAGGCUGCUUACUUGUGGGGAAGCGUGCUCUGCCACGACCACGUGGUCCUCUGCCUCGGUCGGCUCCUCUGGUAUAGGAGAAGGGUUGUCUGAAGCCAACUUCUGGGUAGAAGGGCUGAGGUCUGUGGGAACGGGCGCCUGUGGGCCAGAAGCGGCUGGCAGCACGGCCCCUAUGGCGGCCAGCCCGUCCAAAAACACCCCGACUGGGGUAGCCCCUGAAGACUCGCUUCAUUGAAGACUGAGCUUUAUUCAGGGAUGUGAAUAUGUUAACGUGCUUGUUGAGUUCUUUCAAGAAAGCUUCACCAAACAACUUGCCCUGUGCCAGCGGUCCUAACUCCUUGGUGCCCAAUUCCACCAGCUUACCGUCAAUGCGGAGCAAUGCUGCUUUACGCCUCUCAGAGGAGAGGGCAACGUUGGUGUUACCAACAAAACAGAAGCACCUGUGUGCCCAUUCCCUUAUAUCAUGAGCCCAUUCUUUUACCAUGCUGGUAUCAAACUGGUCAGCUCGUUGAAAGACGUCAUCCGCCAAAUACAUGAUGCGGGCAAGUGGGCCAAUGGAGUCCAGCAACUUGUCCUGGACUCCGUGGAAUCCUUUUUCCACGCCUCUUCGGGGGUCACGGCUGCCUCGAGACAUGAAUGUGGUCAUGACCUGGUCGAAUUCGGGUGUCUGAGCCACAUGAUCGGGGAGUGAAGGGCGAGGACAUUCGGAGCGAAGGCGGUUGCGCACCGUCUUGUCCAGUGGUUUGCGGAGCCACCGGUGCAUAAACUUGGAGAGGUGAUCGGGCGGAGUCCAGUCCGCCGAGCGUGGGUGUCGUAUAUUACGAGGGUCAAAGAGGCGUUGUCCAGUAGGGUCCAGGAUGGCCUCCCCUUCUUCCUGGGCAGAUGCGAGGUCAUCUGGUAGUUGUAUGUCAUCCAGGAACGUGCCUCGUAAGAAACCGGUAUGGGAUCCGGUGUCCGAGCCCCACUCGUCGUCAUGUGAGUCGGAAUCCGCAGCCUUCCACUCGUCCAGUAUAGCCAAGGAGUGCGAGUGGUCUUCCCCCUCAUCCGAGGAGUAACCGUGGUGAGGGGCGGGGCAGGUCGGGUUAGCUUAUGGCGUUUAGUUGGAGCCUUGCCUUUGCCCGGGACAACAGCCCCCUUUUCGCCCUUCCAGUGGCGAUUAGUAGGCCGCGGGUCGGCUUGUGUCUGUGAUUCAGAAGCCUCAGAAUCAUAGUCAUGGGGUGUGGCUUUAGUGGAAGACCUGGUGAGAUCGGCUGAUGCCGUCAUGACCCUGGAAAGUGCUUUCUCCAUAGAUGCGGAGAUGGCCUCAGAAAUCAUAGUCUGAAAAUCUGCCGGGUUUUCGGAAGAUUCCAUGGUGUUUAGGAGUAGGACCGAAUAGGUAGUCUUGUGGCACAGGGUGUACGUAGGGCUAGGGGUCAGGCAGCGGUGUUGCACACAGGCAAUUAUGGUAUCAGUGAUACCUAUAGAACCCCAGCAGGGUAUAAGUAUAUAAAUUAAAUCUGUAGGAACCCCAGCAGGGUGGACAUGUACAGAUCAAGUAUGUGGUAUAAGAAUACCAGCUUCCCCAGCAGGGUAGAUUGGGAUUUUUUUCACUGGGCUACACCCAGGUAUGUGUAUGUAUGAGGAUGGCACAAAAUCCACCUAUUACAGGGCUCAAACUGACAAUACACAUAUAGGUGGCACAAAAUCCACCUAAAGCAGCAAUACUGAAAGGGCCUCACCCAGUUAAAUAUAUAUAUACAGGAAGGUGGCACAGAAUCCACCUAAUAUAAAAGAAAUGAUAGUGGUCCGCCACUGUAUGGGACUGACAGUCCUUAAGGGAGGUUAGGUAGCCAGAAAACUAACCUGCUGCCCCUGCCUGAAUAGUGUGUGGCAAUAUCGUGGUCGGGAGCCAAAAUAACGAAGACCGCGGGUCUCCCAAGAUGGCGGCCGGAACUCUCACGAGACGCGAGAUCCAAUAUGGCCGCCGGAGAGACGGGAAAGGGGUUUCCCGCCGUGCCGGCCAGUGAUUGCGGCUGAGAGGCCGCGAGGAGAACGGUGAGAGUGGAGGGUGAGCGUUACCCUCAAGGACAAAAACCAACGAUCCGAUCUCAGGGAAGUGAGGUCGGAGAGUGUCACGAAAGGGCAAAUGGAAAGAUAAUAAUAACAAUAAGGAGAAUAAAAUACAAUAGGCAAAUAGAAUAAAUAUAAAUGUAGGUCAGAGGAAAGAUGGCAGAAUACAAAUAUAAGUCCCUGAGGGCAGGGAGGGAAAGCAGCAGGGAAGAAUCCCUGGGAGGAGAUAGUACAAAGUAAAAGGGGGGAACAGAAAGUCCUAAGAUAGAUAUGGAAGAAAAAACCCCAUAAAUAAACAUCCAUAGAUAAUGAGAAAUCAUAAAGGUAACAUAAUACAAUACAAUUAGGGAAGAGCCAAAAACUCUGACCUGUCUGCUGAUGGAGCAGUAAAAAAAGAGGGGGAGGAGCCUUAUCUCUGUGAAUACUAUGCUUCCUAUUGCAUUUUGAUUGGUUAAUGUUUUCACUUUUCUUUACUGCUGUGUGAGUUAGUAAAGAGAGUUUAAUGCAAAAUAUGAAGCCUCCUGUCAUGUGGUAAAAUUCCUCUACACAAACCCGUCUUUCCUAUAAAGUAUUCAGUAGGCCAUUUCAUGACUUCCUAUUGGAAUAUUCAGAGACCUUUUCUUUCAGGAUCUCGGAACGAUGGUGGAGCAGUUGGUGAGAUUUCUAGGAGUGUCAUAUGACAAGGCACAGUUGGAGUCCACAGUGGAACACUGCCACCAACUGAUUGACCAGUGCUGCAAUGCAGAGGCACUUCAUGUGGGUCGAGGUACAUAAAGUAUCAUUUGUCCUCUUGUAUCUAUUGAAUAUCAUUAGUUCGUACCAUUAUUACAGGAGUGUACCCCCAUACAGGAUCCCACGGGACUCCAGACAGGUUACUAAUUUGGCCACUUUCCUUGAUUCUACACAUAGAGAUGAGUACUGGGGCUGUGAUGAAAUGCCACUGGGGAUGUAGGUCUACCAGCGAAGACCAUUAGAAAAACCAGGGGUCAAGCUACAGCUACCCCAGCUGGGUUCUCCCAUCUCCCAGGAAGGUAUUGUCCCCUCUGCCCACUCCUCCAUCCCCCAGGCAGGUAUCGUCCCCUCUGUCCGUGCUUCCAUCCCCCAGGCAGGUAUCGUCCCGGCGUGCUCCUUCAUCUCCAAAGCAGGUAUCGUCCCCUCUGCCCGUGCCUCCAUCUCCCAGGCAGAUAUCGUCCCCUCUGUCUAUGCCUCCAUCUCCAAGCACAUAUCGUCCCCUCUGCCCGCUCCUCCAUCUCCCAUGCAGGUGUUGUCCCCAUCUCCUCUGCCUGUGCGUCUGUCUCCCAGGCAGGUGUUGUCCCCUCUGCCCACUCCUUCAUUUACCAGACAGGUAUUGAACCCUCUGUCCAUGCCUCCAUCUCCCAGGCAGGUAUCUAUCUCUCUGCCCGUACCUCCAUCUCCCAGGCAGGUAUCGAUCUCUCUGCCCGUACCUCCAUCUCCCAGGCAGGUAUCGUCCCCUCUGCUUGCUCCUCCAUCUCCUAGGCAGGUAUCGUCCCCUCUGCUUGCUCAUUUAUCUCCCAGGCAGGUAUCAUCCCCUCUGCCCGCUCCUCCAACUCCCAGGCAGGUAUCGUCCCCUCUGUCCGCUCCUCCAACUCCCAGGCAGGUAUCGUCCCCUCUGUCCAUGCCUCCAUCUCCCAGGCAGGUAUCGUCCCCUCUGCCCAUGCCUUCAUCUCCCAGGCAGAUAUCGUCCCCUCUGCCUGUGCCUCCAUCUCCCAGGCAGGUGUUAACCCCUGUGCCCGCUCCUCCAUCUCCCAGGCAGGAAUCAUUCCUUCUGCCCGUGUGUCUGUCUCCCAGACAGGUGUUGUCCCCUCUGCUUGCUCCUUCGUCUGCCAGGCAGGUAUCGUCCCCUCUGCUUGCUCCUCCAUCUUCCAGGCAGGUGUCGUCCCCUCUGCCCACUCUUCCAUCUCCCAGGCAGCUAUCAAUCCCUCUGCCUGUCCAUCUCCAUCCAACUCCCAGGCAGGUAUCGUCCCCUCUGUCCAUGCCUCCAUCUCCCCAGGUAUCGCUCCAUGUUAUCGUCCCCUCUGCCUGCCUCCAUCUCCCAGGCAGGUGUUAACCCCUGUGCCCGCUCCUCCAUCUCCCAGGCAGGAAUCAUUCCUUCUGCCCGUGUGUCUGUCUCCCAGACAGGUGUUGUCCCCUCUGCUUGCUCCUUCGUCUGCCAGGCAGGUAUCGUCCCCUCUGCUUGCUCCUCCAUCUUCCAGGCAGGUGUCGUCCCCUCUGCCCACUCUUCCAUCUCCCAGGCAGCUAUCAAUCCCUCUGCCUGUAUCUCCAUCUCCCAGGCAGUUAUCGCCUCCUCUGCCCGCUCCUCCAUCUCCCAGACAGGUGUCGUCCCCUCUGCCCACUCCUCCAUCUCACAGGCAGGUAUCAAUCCCUCUGUCCCUACCUCCAUCUCCCAAUAUUUCCCCGGGACCAUGGUCUUAUGCAGCCAACAAGCAGGUCUGAAAACUCUGUUACUGGAUCCCUCAACAAACCAAACAGCACACACAGUUCCCAAAGAAACUAACACACAUUGCUUUAAUUACACUCAGGACUAGCCCCUAUCCGCAUUACAUUGCACUUAUUGUGACACACUCAAUCCCCUACAUACAACAUAAUUAUAUGGGGAAUCAUACAGGCACUCAUAACAUAAUAUGAUACUUAUAAAGAGGUGGGGAAGACAAUAUCUAACAAGAAAUAUGUCCCCAGCUUGCAUAAGCCAGAAUAUGUAAAUUUACUGGAAUAUGCAAAUUACCCAGCCUUGCUAUUCAUUUAGUGCACGUAACUGUUGCAACCAACAGGUGGCACUGCACAUAGUUGUUGAAGGCUCAUUUUCAACCAGCAAGUGGCCCUGCACAGGGCAGACAGGAGAUUACACGAGAAACCAAGAGGGCUGAGCUCACCUGAUACAUUAUAAGGGUGCUGCUGGGCCAAUUUAUACAACAACCAACAUCCAGUGCACUCACUCAAUCACUAAACAGCUACUUGGUUUUGCCUAAACAUGGUGUUUAAAUUUAAUUUUUUUUAAACGAUUAAAAUCUGUGAGCUUGAAGUUUCUGUUUAGUAAAUGAGUGAGUAUGCUGGACCUUGUAUGUUAUAGGAGAUUGCACAAGACAUUCCCCAAACUACAUUACAAUACACAGCCCCUGGUCGGGCCCCUGGCAGCCACCUAAGGCCAUGUUAUGGUUAAUCCUGUUCUGUCCACUGUUAGCCCAGCUUGAGCGAGCAGAACGAUGUGUCCAAAUGUGUCCAAUAAAUGUCAGUCUGUGAUGUCAUAAAAUGUUUUCUAAAGUAGUAAUGAGGAAGCAGCCAACAGAUCCUCAGUCACAGAUCUCCCAGCUUUCCGAGAAUUGACCUUUGGACCACCAUGGACAAUUAUAGACCAAUGUAUCCACCAUUUACACCACAACGUAAAUCAAUGGGAAUUUUUAAUGUUCAAAUAGAGAAAGUAAGAAUAAAAAGCCAAUUAUGAGCUGCCUGUAGUGUUUUCUCACGCGGGGCCUGAAUCUGAUCUCAGUAAGAGCCCGGAGAUAGAGGUGCUGCCAUGGCCACGCUGGGUGUAACUGUGCGCCUGUCUGUACACGUAAACAGCAGGUGUAAUGCAGACAGAAUGAUCUCACCUGUUUGUAUUGGGUCCAGUCUGACUGCUCUGUAAUAAAUGAUGAGCACCCAGUAGGUGAAGGUGCACCGUUCCCAGUAAGAUUGCCACAUCAUGUUUAAAUGCAGACACCUAUGUGUCUGUGUCAGGGCUGUAUUAGUUAAAGUAUCCAGGCUCCUACGUUCAAUACUGAUUUGACCCCAUUAGUAUCUAGUGUGGGGUGCAGCCUUGGUUUAUGUAUUUAUUUGAUUUUAUACCUUUUAUUCCUUCACAACUCUAUGCACCGUGUAAAGGUGGAUUAUACAAACAAAAAGUGUGUGUACAAGAUUUAUUUCAGGGAUUGUUAUAAACACAAUUUUAUAAAGAGCUAUACAGGUAAUGUCUGUCCUCAUGUUAAACCCAUUAAUGCCAAAAAAAGGUAUCAGUGUGCAAACUCCAUUACCUCAAUUUCCUAAUUUGGGUUUCAAUUCACCACAAUUUGGUGUUUAGUGAAUAGACCCCAAUGUAUAUUGAGAUGUUAGAAUAUAAAUCUGUGCGAUAAGUAAAUGAAAUUAGCACUUUGUAGCAUUAAAACUGACAUUUAGUACCUAUAUAUAUUUAUUUUUUAUAUAAUUUUCAAAUUUUUCAUUUGUUACUUCAAAAUAACAGGCGUAAAUCUGUUUCACAUCUCUUUAAGUCGCUAGUCGUCCUAUAUUAUAUAUUCCUCGAAGGUAAAUGACACAAACAGCUGUGCAUGUACUAAAUGACCGAAUAUCCAGCAAUCUAAGAGCUGUGACAGCAUGGUGGAAUAGACACCUAGCAGUAAUCUAAACACAGCAUGGCAGAGGUAACACACAACGCUGUGCACGUAGUAAAAUAUUAUCAUCAAAUUAAUAACAUUUCACAAUGCAAAGAUUGAGGUAGGGCUGAGAUAGAACCCUUUUAAUAUAAUUGUGUGGUAUGAUAUAUCACACUCCUAUACUUAAAAAAAAACCAAAAAGAGAAUAUCAACUUAAAAAUACAGAAUAAUCAACUGAGUUUUUUUAUGUGUUUUUAUUCAAGGCUGACAUUCUUGUUUAAAAUAUGUUAUUGAUUUGUUGUGCAUUUUUCCAUGUGUUUUUUUUUUUUAUUAUGUUUUUUUUUUAAUGAUUAUAUUUUUUAUGUUGUCUAUUUUUAUUUAUUUUGGUUUUUUCAGUUUCAUCUUUUGUUUCCUUUUAGUACAUUGGUUGUUUUCAUUCAGAGCAAGCGCUCAGACAGGUGACUGACAUGUAAUGCAUGACUCUCAGUGACAGGAACGCCAGGUGCCAGGUGGGUGUCUGUUCUAAGGAUGCUAAUUCUGCUCCUCCUAUUAGAACAAGGAAUUUAGGCUGUCGAAGGGGGAUGCUCUAUCUAUAUUUUAAGUAUUGUAUUCAAUUUAGAUGUUUGGAUGACGAGGGUUGGGUGGCAGUCUAUCCAUAUUGGAGAUAUUAUGGAAGUUCUAGGUAAUGGAUGAGGAGGGGUGGAUGGCAGUCUAUCCAUAUUGGAGAUAUUAUGGAAGUUCUAGGUAAUGGAUGAGGAGGGGUGGAUGGCAGUCUAUCCAUAUUGGAGAUAUUAUGGAAGUUCUAGGUAAUGGAUGAGGAGGGGUGGAUGACAGUCUAUCCAUAUUGGAGAUAUUAUGGAAGUUCUAGGUAAUGGAUGAGGAGGGGUGGAUGGCAGUCUAUCCAUAUUGGAGAUAUUAUGGAAGUUCUAGGUAAUGGAUGAGGAGGGGUGGAUGGCAGUCUAUCCAUAUUGGAGAUAUUAUGGAAGUUCUAGGUAAUGGAUGAGGAGGGGUGGAUGGCAGUCUAUCCAUACUGGAGAUAUUAUGGAAGUUCUAGGUAAUGGAUGAGGAGGGGUGGAUGACAGUCUAUCCAUAUUGGAGAUAUUAUGGAAGUUCUAGGUAAUGGGUGAGGGGUAGAUGGCAGUAUCCAUAUUGGAGAUAUUAUGGAAGUUCUAGGUAAUGGGUGAGGGGUGGAUGGCAGUAUCCAUAUUGGAGAUAUUAAGGAAGUUCUAGGUAAUGGGUGAGGGGUGGAUGGCAGUAUCCAUAUUGGAGAUAUUAUGGAAGUUCUAGGUAAUGGGUGAGGGGUGGAUGGCAGUCUAUCCAUACUGGAGAUAUUAUGGAAGUUCUAGGUAAUGGGUGAGGGGUGGAUGGCAGUAUCCAUAUUGGAGAUAUUAUGGAAGUUCUAGGUAAUGGAUGGUCGAUGGCAGUCUAUCCAUAUUGGAGAUAUUAUGGAAGUUCUAGGUAAUGGAUGAGGAGGGGUGGAUGGCAGUCUAUCCAUACUGGAGAUAUUAUGGAAGUUCUAGGUAAUGGAUGAGGAGGGGUGGAGGGCAGUCUAUCCAUACUGGAGAUAUUAUGGAAGUUCUAGGUAAUGGGUGAGGGGUAGAUGGCAGUAUCCAUAUUGGAGAUAUUAUGGAAGUUCUAGGUAAUGGGUGAGGAGGGGUGGAUGGCAGUCUAUCCAUACUGGAGAUAUUAUGGAAGUUCUAGGUAAUGGAUGAGGAGGGGUGGAUGACAGUCUAUCCAUAUUGGAGAUAUUAUGGAAGUUCUAGGUAAUGGAUGAGGAGGGGUGGAUGGCAGUCUAUCCAUAUUGGAGAUAUUAUGGAAGUUCUAGGUAAUGGAUGAGGAGGGGUGGAUGGCAGUCUAUCCAUAUUGGAGAUAUUAUGGAAGUUCUAGGUAAUGGAUGAGGAGGGGUGGAUGGCAGUCUAUCCAUACUGGAGAUAUUAUGGAAGUUCUAGGUAAUGGAUGAGGAGGGGUGGAUGACAGUCUAUCCAUAUUGGAGAUAUUAUGGAAGUUCUAGGUAAUGGGUGAGGGGUAGAUGGCAGUAUCCAUAUUGGAGAUAUUAUGGAAGUUCUAGGUAAUGGGUGAGGGGUGGAUGGCAGUAUCCAUAUUGGAGAUAUUAAGGAGUUCUAGGUAAUGGGUGAGGGGUGGAUGGCAGUAUCCAUAUUGGAGAUAUUAUGGAAGUUCUAGGUGAUGGGUGAGGGGUGGAUGGCAGUCUAUCCAUACUGGAGAUAUUAUGGAAGUUCUAGGUAAUGGGUGAGGGGUGGAUGGCAGUAUCCAUAUUGGAGAUAUUAUGGAAGUUCUAGGUAAUGGAUGGUCGAUGGCAGUCUAUCCAUAUUGGAGAUAUUAUGGAAGUUCUAGGUAAUGGAUGAGGAGGGGUGGAUGGCAGUCUAUCCAUACUGGAGAUAUUAUGGAAGUUCUAGGUAAUGGAUGAGGAGGGGUGGAUGGCAGUCUAUCCAUACUGGAGAUAUUAUGGAAGUUCUAGGUAAUGGAUGAGGAGGGGUGGAUGGCAGUCUAUCCAUAGUGGAGAUAUUAUGGAAGUUCUAGGUAAUGGGUGAGGGGUGGAUGGCAGUAUCCAUCCUGGAGAUAUUAUGGAAGUUCUAGGUAAUGGGUGAGGGGUGGAUGGCAGUAUCCAUAUUGGAGAUAUUAUGGAAGUUCUAGGUAAUGGUGAGGGGUGGAUGGCAGCACCAUAUUGGAGAUAUUAUGGAAGUUCUGAGGUAAUGGGUGAGGGGUGGAUGGCAGCAUCCACAUUGGAGAUAUUAUGGAAGUUCUAGGUAAUGUAAGUGAGGGGUGGAUUAAAAUUCAUCCAUACUGAGAUAUUAUGGAAAGCCCAGGGUAAUGGGUGAGGGUGGAUGGCAGCUAUCCAUAUUGGAGAUAUUAUGGAAGUUCUAGGUAAUGGAUGGUGGAUGGCAGUCUAUCCAUAUUGGAGAUAUUAUGGAAGUUCUAGGUAAUGGAUGAGGAGGGGUGGAUGGGAGUCUAUCCAUACUGGAGAUAUUAUGGAAGUUCUAGGUAAUGGAUGAGGAGGGGUGGAGGGCAGUCUAUCCAUACUGGAGAUAUUAUGGAAGUUCUAGGUAAUGGAUGAGGAGGGGUGGAUGGCAGUCUAUCCAAAGUGGAGAUAUUAUGGAAGUUCUAGGUAAUGGGUGAGGGGUGGAUGGCAGUAUCCAUAUUGGAGAUAUUAUGGAAGUUCUAGGUAAUGGGUGAGGGGUGGAUGGCAGUAUCCAUAUUGGAGAUAUUAUGGAAUUUCUACGUAAUGGGUGAGGGGUGGAUGGCAGUAUCCAUAUUGGAGAUAUUAUGGAAGUUCUAGGUAGUGGAUGGCAGUCUAUCCAUAUUGGAGAUAUUAUGGAAGUUAUAGGUAAUGGAUGAGGAGGGGUGGAUGGCAGUCUAUCCAUACUGGAGAUAUUAUGGAAGUUCUAGGUAAUAGGUGAGGGGUGGAUGGCAGUAUCCAUAUUGGAGAUAUUAUGGAAGUUCUAGGUAAUGGGUGAGGGGUGGAUGGCAGUAUCCAUAUUGGAGAUAUUAUGGAAGUUCUACGUAAUGGGUGAGGGGUGGAUGGCAGUAUCCAUAUUAUGGAAGUUCUAGGUAAUGGAUGGUGGAUGGCAGUCUAUCCAUAUUGGAGAUAUUAUGGAAGUUCUAGGUAAUGGAUGAGGAGGGGUGGAGGGCAAUCUAUCCAUACUGGAGAUAUUAUGGAAGUUCUAGGUAAUGGAUGGUGGAUGGCAGUCUAUCCAUACUGGAGAUAUUAUGGAAGUUCUACGUAAUGGGUGAGGGGUGGAUGGCAGUAUCCAUAUUGGAGAUAUUAUGGAAGUUCUAGGUAGUGGAUGGCAGUCUAUCCAUAUUGGAGAUAUUAUGGAAGUUAUAGGUAAUGGAUGAGGAGGGGUGGAUGGCAGUCUAUCCAUACUGGAGAUAUUAUGGAAGUUCUAGGUAAUAGGUGAGGGGUGGAUGGCAGUAUCCAUAUUGGAGAUAUUAUGGAAGUUCUAGGUAAUGGGUGAGGGGUGGAUGGCAGUAUCCAUAUUGGAGAUAUUAUGGAAGUUCUACGUAAUGGGUGAGGGGUGGAUGGCAGUAUCCAUAUUGGAGAUAUUAUGGAAGUUCUAGGUAAUGGAUGGUGGAUGGCAGUCUAUCCAUAUUGGAGAUAUUAUGGAAGUUCUAGGUAAUGGAUGAGGAGGGGUGGAGGGCAAUCUAUCCAUACUGGAGAUAUUAUGGAAGUUCUAGGUAAUGGAUGGUGGAUGGCAGUCUAUCCAUACUGGAGAUAUUAUGGAAGUUCUAGGUAAUGGGUGAGGGGUGGAUGGCAGUAUCCAUAUUGGAGAUAUUAUGGAAGUUCUAGGUAAUGGGUGAGGGGUGGAUGGCAGUAUCCAUAUUGGAGAUAUUAUGGAAGUUAUACGUAAUGGGUGAGGGGUGAAUGGCAGUAUCCAUAUUGGAGAUAUUAUGGAAGUUCUAGGUAAUGGAUGGUGGAUGGCAGUCUAUCCAUAUUGGAGAUAUUAUGGAAGUUCUAGGUAAUGGAUGAGGAGGGGUGGAUGGCAGUCUAUCCAUACUGGAGAUAUUAGGGAAGUUCUAGGUAAUGGAUGAGGAGGGGUGGAGGGCAGUCUAUCCAUACUGGAGAUAUUAUGGAAGUUCUAGGUAAUGGGUGAGGGGUGGAUGGCAGUAUCCAUAUUGGAGAUAUUAUGGAAGUUCUAGGUAAUGGAUGGUGGAUGGCAGUCUAUCCAUAUUGGAGAUAUUAUGGAAGUUCUAGGUAAUGGAAAUUUUACAGAAGUUGUCGCUGGAAUGUUAAAGUAGAUUGGGCAGCAUUAUACAUUUUCCAGAUAUGAUGGAUGUUUUGGCAGCACUCUCACUGUGUUUGAGAUAUGGGAGUAUAGCGAGGGUUGGGUGGCACUUUAUGCAUAUUUCAGAUAUUCCAAGUUCUGGUUGGUGUGAGCAGAUGGUCAAGGCAGCAUUCAAUCCUUAUUUGAAUUAUCAUAAAACUUGGCAUAUCUGCCCCAUAUUUCUAUAGAGACAGAAUUUAGUAGUGUAUUUUCAUGUGAUAAACUAGACUUUAUUAGAAAAGCAAUUGAUGCUGCAUUAAGGUAGGUCCCAUAGUCUGUGCUAGAGCUCGCCCGAUAGAAUUUUUCAACUAAACAUUACUAUUUGUAUAUCCCCAUCAUCCUCUCUCCAUUCCAUAGCGAUCUGUAAGAUUUCAUACGUGUUUGCAAUAAAGAGUAUCUUGUCCAUGUUUAACACGUUGUUGGUUUUUCUAAUCUGGGAUUCGUUAGUAUAACUCUUUAUUACACACAAACCCCCUUCCCAGGGCCAGAUUAAGAGCCCAGUGGGCCUGGUGCUGACAAUUAUGACGGGCCUAAUUACAGAAUCAUAUCAACCAAAAACAGUAAAACACUCCCAGGCGUCAUGUAUCUGAUGGAGAUGGUGCUGGAGAGAAAGAAAACAGCAGCUAUAAGAAAACACAUACCCUAGGCUAAUCUCUCUCUAAUUUAUGUUUUCAUCUUUCAAGUAAAUCCAUAACCCCUAACAGCAGUGUCCAGUCAGGCAUGAAGUCAAUGGGCAUGGUAAAAGGGUGUGCCACUGACACAAAUCACGUAACCUGCCAAAAGGGGCGAACAUGCCCAAAAAGAGGACAUGUCUGCCCAAAGAAUUAGAAGGCCAGCCUGACAUGAAUGCAUGCCAGGCUGCCUGCCAAUCAUGCAGCUCGCCAACUAAGGGCAUACUAUGCAGACAGCACCCUGAGCUUGGCAUAAAUGCAUCUAAUGAUGCGCUCACUCAACGCUUUAUAAGGACUGUUCCCUAGCACUCGCUGGUCCACUUGUCUCCUUACCUUCUUAUUAGCAGGCAGAAGCUCCUGGUAUAUGGUCUGGGACAGAGAAAAGCUGUAUGUAGUGAGUGUAGAAGAAAGGGAACAUGCCACAGUGUUAGAGAGACCAAAGUCAGCAUUACCUUAAAGGAUCACAAGAGGGUCAGGAUCACAAACAUGAAUUCAUGACCCUAUAGUAUUAACACCACCAUCUAGCCCCCCUGGGCCCCUCAUGCCUCCAUACAUAUAGCAAAAUCUUACUAUAUUCAAGCCUGAAGCUGUAACUCUGCAUGCUGUUAGACUCAUAAAAACAAGCAGUCUGCUGACAUCAUUAGAAGUGGUGGCCUGAUCCAAUCACAGUGCUUCCCCAUAGGAUUGGCUGAGACUGACAAAGAGGCAGAUCAGGGUCAGAGCCAGCAUGAUUCAAACACAGCCCUGGCCAAUCAGCAUCUCCUUAUAGAGAUGAAUUGAAUUAAAGAAUCUCUAUGAGGAAAGUUCAGUGUCUGCAUGCAGAGGGUGGGGACACUGAAUGUUUGGAUGCAUUUUAGGCAGCCAUGACCCAGGAAGGAUCUCUAACAGUCAUCUAAGGAGUAGUCAGUGAAGUUAUCACUAGGCUGUAAUGUAAAGACUGCAUUUUCUCUGAAAAGACAGUGUUUACAGCAAAAAGCCUGACGGUAAUGAUUCUACUCACAAGAACAAAUUCAAUAAGCUGUAGUUGUUCUGGUGACUAUAGUGUCCCUUUAACUAUAUUCAUUGUCAGCCAGUCCACACAAGUUUUGUUCCCAUACAUCCCUCUUAAGUUUCCAUACUUAAGUAAGAGUAUGUAAAAAGUAGUUAGGGUUGCCACCUUUCUUGGAAAAACAUACCUGCCUUACUAAUUUGCAUAAUUAAAUAUGUAUGGGUGACAUCACAUGAUGUAAAUCACAAAGAGUGACAUAAGAGAAAAUUCUGUAAAAUCACCAAAAAAUGACUUAGUUUGAUUCUGCUGUAUAGAUGGAUUCCUCCCAGUGCCCCCAUGUCUCCCAGUGCCCCCAUGUGUCGAUUACUCCAAGUCUCAGUGUUCCUAUGUAUCAGUGUCUCAGUGCCCCAUGUCUCCCAGUGUCCCCUAGUGUCGUGUCCCCGGGUCUUCCAGUGAUCCUAUGUAUCACAGUGUCUCAAUGCCCCAUGUCUCCCUGUGUCCCCAUGUAUCCCAGGGUCCCCAUGUCACUAGGACACUAGAAAGACAGGGAGAUCUGGUGACACGGGGAGACACCAGUGACACUGGGAGACUAGGGGACUCUGGCUGGGACACAUGGGGACAAUGGGAAAAUAGGAGACACUUGAAGACAUGGGGACACAGACACCAGGGACACAGACACUAGAGACACUGGCUGGGGGACAUGGGGACAUUGAGACAUGGGGGCACUGGGAGACAUGGGGACACCAAGACACCAGGGCCACAGACACUAGGGACACUAGCUUGGAGACAUGGGGACAUUGUGACACUUGAGGCACUGAGAGACAUGGAGGCACUAGGAGACAUGGGAACAGUGAGACACUGGCAGACUGGGGGCACUAGGAGACUAGGGGUCACUGAGACACCAGGGACACUGGCUGGGAGACAUGGGGACACUGUGUCCCCAUGUGUCUGUUUCAUAAUGUCUCCCAAUGUCCCUUAGUGUCUCAGUGAAUGUCUCCUUGCAGCCUUUCCCCCCAUCCCUUACUUCCCUGAGCUGUAGGCUGUCUCUGCAGGGUGGGAGUUGCUGUCUGGACUCUCUGUAGCUGCACCGCUGCAGAUCAGUGAGUAUAGAUAGGCAGGGAGGGAUAUGCUGGAACUUCCUAUCCCUGCCUGUCUCCACAUACACAGUGACCCCUACUGGCCAGUGCUGGUAUUGCAUAGUAAUCUCUUGUUUAUACUGAGAAAAAUACCAGCAUUUAUAUUGCCAGUAUCACUGCAAUAUUGGCACUAGCCAGGCAGCCUCAAAUACUGUCUGUGCCAAUAAAAUAAAAGCCAGGUGGAAUCCCUAAGAGUAGUGUGUGGAAAAAAAAAUGUUUUUUUUUUUUUUUUAAUCAAUGGGCCUAUUCCAUGGGCCUGGGGCUGCAGCUCCAUCAGCCCCUAUGUUAAUCCGGCCCUGCCCCUUCCCAGGUUCUGGCUUUCUGGGCACUGUAAGUACAAAUUAUGGAAUUGCAUUUUCCCCUUGUUUAUAUUUCUUAUUAUUUUUACUUUGUUAUUUAUUUUUCUUGUAUUCAUUUGUUUUGAGCUGGAAAUUAUUUUGACUUAGUUUGAAAAUUUUAUAUUUUUACUGCGUGUUUUCUUUUCAACUUCAUCCUUAAUAACCAAUAAGCAAAAUAUCAAGCAAUAAAAAAAAUGAUAUCAGAAAUAAAAGGUUCAGAAAAAAGAGAGUUAUUCUUAUCAUUGUCAGCUUACUCAAACCCUUAGCAAAUCUAUAUGUUCCUCUAAUGGAAAAUGCCAUACAGGUCAUUACUGUUAGGUCUCCCCUCCUUAAAAUCAGGAAAAAGAUUUUUACUUACCUGACAUCCAUUGCCAGGCUAUGCUCCCAGCUCUGUUCUUCCACUCCCUUUCUCUACGUCAUCUGGCAAUUGUGCAGUCCAAUCAUAGGCUUCUCAUAGAAAAAACUGUGAUUGGACCGUUUCGCCGGAUCAGAGUGCAAGUUAUUUCCAGUAUAUUUAAAAAUGUCUAUUUAGGUAACAUAGGAAGACAGGAGGGAGCACUCACAGGUUGGUAGAGAGAGCUAGUUUCUCCUGGCAUUCUCUCUGCCUCCAAGGGGAAGAUAAUUCUGUCUGCCGGCAGCGUAAUAGACUCUGUGUGAAAAUAUGCACAGAAUUCACAUUAGGCAGCCCAGAACAGAUUUUUGAGCUGUCUAAGUCAUGUGUACCGGGGGUGCAACUUGCCCCAACACACAAUCAAAAAUGACCCUGGAUGUGCAAGCUGAAACACAGCACAUUAAUACUCCUAUCACCAUGACCACACUAAAGUGGUCAUGGUGGUUGGAGUAACCCUUUAAACUGAGAAAUAUGAAUCAGUUUGUCAAUUUAAAAAAUAUUUCUUGUAUAGUUAAUGUCAUUUAAUAGAAAAACAUACUUUACUUCUCAGCAAUUGAUCUUGUAUUUUUAUUAUUUUGUUUUUUUGUGCAGGAAGAGUAGGACUGUGGAAGGAUAUAUUUACUGUCACAAUGAAUGAAAAAUUCGACCUGGUGUACAAGCAGAGAAUGGGAAAAUCUGACCUCACCUUUGACUUCAACUUAUAAAGUGAAAAUGCAUGCAGAGAAAUGGCCACAUACCACUAGGUAGAGAAUAUCGCCUCUGUUCAUACCUUGCUGCACAAUAUACUGUAAUUAUCCUGUGUAAUAUUCUCGUCCCGGGAACGAUCUCGGGCAAACGCUUGUUUAUCAGUAUUUCAUUUUUAUUUGCAAAUAACCCUUGCAGUGCUGCAGCAAUUAAGGCACUGCUGGGCCCCCGUUUGGUGUAGACGGAAUUCAGACCCAUCAGCGCUGGUUAACUCUGGCCACAGUUAAUGAAGGCACACAGAUGUUUGGCGGAUCUGUUGGAGAAAGGGUUAACAAUCCUAAUGUAUAUGGUAUGUGUGACGCAGUUUGUACACGCUCUCUUGGCGUAACGUUCGGUGUGUUUUAUAGCGCUUCUAAACAGAGAUUGAAAAAACUUUGAUAUAUACUUAGUGACGGCAUGGGAGGUCUGUGACCAGCCCGUGCGGAGUUCUACGUGUUAGAUGAAUCUCAGGGCUUUAUUGUAAUGUUGGUUGUAUUGUUUGUGUCAUAAAUCAAUGCAAAUAAAAUCCUAAUGUUCUAUAUCAA